Messenger RNA from Pelobates cultripes (western spadefoot toad), 77070 nucleotides. The record is from the annotation of a GenBank genome assembly. NCBI's taxonomy places the organism in Eukaryota, Metazoa, Chordata, Amphibia, Anura, Pelobatidae.
GUGCAGCAUUGACACAGUCUGACAGCCACUACCAGGGUGCAGGGGCAGGCAUGGCAUGGGGGGCAUCACCCACCAGCCAAGCAAGAUCCCAUUCUUCAUAGCCAGCCCUGCUGCAGGGUGAGGACCCCCAUCCCAGAUUGGAUUAUCACUGCUCACUGCAUGGGGGGAAUGGGACUAUUGGUUCUGACAAUAUCAUAUUCUGCCCCCCCUCUGCAGACAGCUGGAUAUGCUAAUCUCAGAGCUGUCUACACAUGUAUUAACCAGGAUUGGGAGAUGUAACCCAGGGAGCCAACUGGAACAGAUACUGCGACAUAAUACAUUUCUGUCCCGCAGAGCUUACAAUCUACAGCCUGUUUUUAGGAGAUAUGCCCAUCCCAUGCUUGCACUGCACGAGUCCUCCAGUGUGCACUCACCGAGCUGAAGGGUGAAAUUGGUUGCAGUUAAGUGGGCACACUGCUGAGUCCAGAGACAGUUCUAAUGAUAUGGCAUUGGCAUCCAGGGCUACCUAGCAUGGCGAGCUCAGCAUGCUUUGGGCUAGCAUGGCAUUGUCUGGGUCACUGCCGGAGCCCUUGUCCAGGAGCAUAUUUAGGAAGUUUGUGGUGAUGCUCUGCUCCCUGCUCAUGUCCCUUUAUGUCUUCUACUGCCUGGCAGAGCGCAGCCAGAGCCUGCCUGGACCCAUCAUAGGGGGCAGCGAGGAAGAGGAGCCUGGCUUCCUGGACCUGGCCAGCAUGCAGUCAGGGAAGAGGAAGAGGCUGCUGCAGAGGAUGAAGGAGCAGAGGGUGAGGCUGAUCCAGCGCUCCCCACUCAGCCACCUCUUCCCUAGGAUUGAGGUGGCUUACUCUCUGCAAGAGGAGCCCCAUGAACUGGCAGAGGGGGACAGUACCCUCACCCCUCUGGAGGAUGGCAGCAAGAAGCUCCCCCAGGCCAUCAUUAUUGGGGUGAAGAAAGGAGGCACCCGGGCUCUGCUGGAGUUCCUGAGAGUGCACCCCGAUAUCAGGGCGGUGGGAGCUGAACCCCACUUCUUCGAUAGGAACUAUGACAAAGGACUGGACUGGUACAGGUGAGUGUCGCUCCCUGCAUGCUGUUUGAUAUUUCCAUAACACUGGCCACACAGUGCCUCCCACUGGCCAAACACUGCAUCACACUGGCCAAGCUCUGCCUAGCAGUAGCCAAACACAACAGGGUCCCCAGUCUCCCGCAGCCAGGGAAGAGGGCUAGGCAGGGCUGGGGUCCUAGGUUGGGACCCAUGCCCCCAUGGAUUUUGAAUCAUCAGACACCUGCACCCAUUAAAUGGUAAUCGCUUGUUCUCCCAGUGGAGCUCACACCAUUUCACUUAGAGAACAGUCUGAUAAACAGGAAGGUGUGUGUAUUUCUUAUUUGGAAUGUUUUGUGUCAAAAUUAAAGACUGUGUGAAUGGCCUGAGAGAAUGCCUUGUGCAUAUUUUGGAUCCCUGUGAUACAAGGUUUAGAACCAAGCAUAUACAGUUACACUGAGCAGAGCUCCUGCAUUUAGCUGACAGCUUCAUUAUAUACAGUUAUACUCCACAGAGCUCCAGUCCUUAGCUCACAGCUCCAUCACAUACAGUUAUACUCCACAGAGCUCCAGCCCUUAGCUCACAGCUCCAUCGCAUACAGUUAUAAUCCACAGAGCUCCAGUCCUUAGCUCACAGCUCCAUCACAUACAGUUAUAAUCCACAGAGCCCCAGUCCUUAGCUCACAGCUCCAUCACAUACAGUUAUUAUCCACAGAGCUCCAGUCCUUAGCUCACAGCUCCAUCAUAUACAGUUAUACUCCACAGAGCUCCGGUCCUUAGCUCGGAGCUUCAUCAUAUACAGUUAUACUCCACAGAGCUCCAGUCCUUAGCUCACAGCUCCAUCAUAUACAGUUAUAAUCCACAGACCUCCAGUCCUUAGCUCACAGCUCCAUCACACACCCAAUUACAAACCACACAGCUCCUGCAUUUAGCUCACAGCUUCAUCACAUCCUCAGUUACAAACCACAGAGCUCCAGUACUUAGCUCACAGCUCUAUCACGUACAGUUAUAAUCCACAGAGCUCCAGUACUUAGCUCACAGCUCUAUCACAUACAGUUAUAAUCCACAGAGCUCCAGUACUUAGCUCACAUCUCUAUCACAUACAGUUACAAUGGGCUCCAGUACUUAGCUCACAGCUCCAUCAUAUACAGUUAAAAACCACGAGCUCCAGUACUUAGCUCACAGCUCCAUCAUAUACAGUUAAAAACCACAGAGCUCCAGUACUUAGCUCACAGCCCCAUCAUAUACAGUUAAAAACCACAGAGCUCCAGUACUUAGCUCACAGCUCCAUCAUAUACAGUUAAAAACCACAAGCUCCAGUACUUAGCUCACAGCUCCAUUACGGUUACAAACCACAGAGCUCCAAUACUUAGCUCACAGCUCCAUUACGGUUACAAACCACAGAGCUCCAGUACUUAGCUCACAGCCCCAUCAUAUACAGUUAAAAACCACAGAGCUCCAGUACUUAGCUCACAGCUCCAUCAUAUACAGUUAAAAACCACAAGCUCCAGUACUUAGCUCACAGCUCCAUUACGGUUACAAACCACAGAGCUCCAAUACUUAGCUCACAGCUCCAUCAUAUACAGAGUCACACACUGCACAGCUCCAUCAUACACACAAGUACAAAUAACAUAUAUCAUGCAAUAAAUCCUAUACCCCAUUACACACAGUACAACACCCACUUCUUGAGCCAGAACAAUCUUGUCCCAUUUUAUAACACACCUUAUAAACCAGGCACUCAUCUGUUGAACUCAGCAGACACCUCUGAUAUUCUACCCACUCCCCCAGAACCCAGCACACACCUGUGGUACUCACCAAGACAAUGUGCUUGUUUACUGUCAGCAUCUUCGGCAAGCACUGUACACCAUAGAGACAUGGAAUGUGGGGUUUGAUGGAAUUAGGGGAUAUUGUAUGUCCUAUAUGAACAUGAACAAUUAACUAGCAAUGCCCUGUAUGUAUUUAUGUUUGCAAUUCUCUGUACAUACUGGUAUACUACUAACAUAACCAGGUCUACUUCAUGACAGGUGUGGAGGCUUAUUGCUCUAGAAUUAAGAAACUGUAAAAUUUAAAAAUGAUCAUUUGAAGGGAAUUAAAGUGAAUUUCAAACUUAAAGUCAAAAUUUCUAAACUGGGAAAAUGCAGCUAUAAUCUCAAUUCAGCUGCUGUGGCCUCAAAAUUGAAAUUGACUCUAGUAAAUAUGCGUCGUGUCAGGUGUGUGCCACAAUGUGGGGCAUGUGGUCAUUGGAGAAAAAUAUGACUAGCCGGGGUGGAGAUAGUUACUAAUCUUUCAUAGUUACACCUACGGAAUAUCAGCAUGUCUUACGUGUCUCAGAGACAUUUGCCAGUAACAGUCCAGAUGAUAACUGGAAUGUCCAUGUUUCAGAAGAACUAGUUGUGUAUCUGUGGAUCCUAACCUUUUUUUUUGACAGGGAUCCAGAUUAUGUACAUGACAUCUGUUUGGUGACCUAUUCUUCAAAUUUAUCACAGCUAAUCAUUGUUCAUUUGUAACUUAAUAUACCAAAAUAAAAUCUGCGUAACCUCUUCACUCGAUUCUUCCCAGUGUUAAAGGGAUCUCAAUCUGUAUUGAUUGGGUCAACUGUCUAAAGCCCGAAUGUUCAGACGGAAUGGUUCAACGCAACAGGGAUCCACUGCAAAUACUUGGGAGUAUGGGAACCUAAUGCAAUAGAACCACUAGUCUAUAUAAUAUAUCUCGAGUAGUUUAUGAUUGUGUCUACAAACCCAGGAUGGUAAAUAAUUUAUGGCAUUAUUUUCUCCAUAUAUACGGAUCAGCAAUAUGUAUCUUGAAUAUUGCAUUUCUAUAAAAGUUAGUGUCUAGAUAAUUCCUAAAAGUCUUUUAAUCUUAGCGCCGCACCAGCUCUGCCUGAGACUAGUGGGAGUAAACUCAGGGGCAGCAGUCGCCAUUUCUAGCCGGCUCUCCUUAACCCCUUAAAGACACACGACGGAAAUAUUACGUCAUGAUUCCCUUUUAUUUCUGAAGUUGUGUCCUUAAGGGGUUAAUCCAGCCUCUCCGCUUGUAAUGAUAGACAUAUUACAGGUCAUGAUAUAAAUAUAUAAUAUUUUGGCAAUUAACAUUUCAGCCAGCAAUAAAAGUUAAGCACUAGCUUGCGUUCAAUUAUUUCGGAUGACUGCAUACGUUUUGCGUAAGCAGAUACCUUACAAAACAGGAUUUGAUAAUGUCACAACUGUUUUGUAUCAGCAGUAAAAAUCACAGUCCUUGUAUUGUGCGAAGUAACUCAUCAUCUUCAUGUUUAACAAUCUUAUUUGAGUGCCUCUUUCAAAGCGUUGUCAGAAGAAAAAUCGAUCACAGAAGAAUUGAAUCUAUGUGGGAUUUUCUGACAGCUACGAAACAUAAAUUGCCAUAAUUGUCUGAGGGCGGAAAAAAAAAAGAAAGUUAUUUUAGCGUUAUAGAAAACACUUAAAAUCUGUUUUAAAAAAAUGAAGUUUAGAAUUAGGUCAGGAAUAGUGUUUUCAGAAUAAUUACACCAAGUUCGCGGAUUUGAAUGACAUUUCAUAAAAGGUUUUCUCCCCUGUUUUCUCUUUUUAUAAAUUCAGAGGUAGAUUUUUUUUUGCAGCUGAUUAACUCAAACUAAGCAAUGCCAUUAUAAUACCGCAGAGUUCUUUGUGUUUUAUUAAACCACAAUCAUUUAAAAUAAUGGUAAGGAAAACUAAUUAUUUUCUGUCCAAGUGUGCAUUGACUUGAUGUGUUUGACAGACACCUCCAGUUAACUGUUUCCUGAAUCUUGACAGGGUAAUAAAACGCUUUGAACGGAGACACCAGAAACAUAACACUUUUGUGAUUUAUGAAUUGUCUAAAUAUUUUUACAGUAAGAAAUUUAAGUCACUUUUGAAUUUCAGGGUUUGUUGAGAAUGUUGGAGGUGGUGAAGUUGUUUUGUAUGAGAUCUGAAACCGGGGUAGAAAUGAAUUAAUAAUAAUAUUAAAUUCCUUAAUAAACCAUAGAGUGAAAAUGUUAAUCUGACCAUAUCCUCUUGUUUUUAAUAUAUAUUACCGCAGGCAAAUCAGAGUAUUUGGGGAAAAUGGGAGACUUUUAUGCUUACAUUAUAGGGAGUUUUUUUGAAUUUUGAAUCCCCUCUGUUAAUGAACACAGUAAAAUGACUCAAGCCAUUGUAAAGACUGAUGUGCCGGAGUAGUGUGUUUUGCUCAUGCGAUAGCACUGCAUAAGUUAAAAAUAAUUUCACUGUCAAAGCAUAUAAUGAGUUUGCCUUAAUUCCCCCUCAUUUACCCAGCGUAAGUCAUCAGUCAGCAUUUAAGAUAUCAUUGUACUUCGCUGCAGGAUACGUUUGUGCUUUCCAUAUAACAAACUAUCCUGUUAUCACAGCAUCUUUGCCUUCUGCAUAUCCAUCUAACACAAAACAUUGUACCACCUCCGCUGGAUGACAGUUCUAUGAUCAACUUCCAUUUAUGAGUCUUAGUCUAUGAUCAACAGAGUUUAUUUCCUAAGGAAUUGUGUUAAUCUGACGAAGUGCAUAAUGUAUGAUAAUAUAGCAGAUUUGGAUUAUUACUGGUGGCGCUGUAGAAUUUUUACCAGUCACCUAUUUUGUUGUUUUUUUUCCCAAUCAUGUUGUCACAUUAUUACAAUUUAAUAUUUUGUGGAUAAUUCCGCCUCCAGUUUACCUGCAACAGUGUCUAAUCUGUUCACCGAUGUAUCGAAAUCAACCUAAUAUAAACUCAAAGUUAACCGGACUCUGACUCUACUGAACCUACUGAGUUCAUUUGAACUCGAAAGCCUGAGUUUACGUUCAACGCCCUAUCAGAUUUAAGAAAAAUAAAAAAUAUUUUCAGGUAUUGUCAGGGCGGGUGGUUUCUUGAGUAGAACUUGGCAGAAUCUUCAAAGAAGACAUUGAAUGGUAAAUUACAGAGUACUGCUAAGUUGUUGUUGAGUUGACAACCCUAUCUAAAACUCUACUUAAUGCAACUCUGUCCCUUUUGGGGGUCUUUGCCUAUUUUACAAAAGGCACCUGAAGGUGACGUGUCCACUUGUGUCACAGCUGUCUGGAGGAGAAACUGAAGGCAUAUCUUCUUUCUUGAACUUUCCCUUCGAAGGUGAUGCCACCUUCAUAUUCAGCUCAAGAUGCUUCAUCAACCUGGAGUUGUUUCAAUGUUAUACAUUCAUAAAUGUGCAAAGGUACAAGGCAGAGAGGUCUAUGCAGGAUCCCACAAGACCACAGGAUCCUCCAUACACCAACUAUCAAUGACUGCCGUAUUGAUGAACGUGACAGCAGCAAUUCUGCCUUCUGUCAAGUCUUGUCAACUUAGGCUUUGCCCAUAUGAAAAAAAUAGUAUCUGUGUUGUCUUAAGAUAUCUUUAGAUUUUACUGGAAUUUCGAGUACAUUCCAACAUAGUCAAUAUGAGUUUUCUACACUGACUUUAUCUUUAUUAAGUACUCAGAAAUCACAGGACCACAUUGAUGUUUUCACUAUUGUCUUGAGGUCCAUAGUACGUCAACUCCUAAAAUUACCUGCUGUUCGUAUAAAGAACAGCUGCAGGGUUUUCUUAAAAAAACUCAGUAUCAGUGGCAGCUGGUGAGUUUCAAGAUGGUGGAGUACUAGACGCUACCCACGGAAUUUGACUCUGUGCACCUAAUCCCAUUUAAUCAUUCACUGCCCCAAUGAAACCAUGUCCAGCAUCAUAAGUCUAUUGAUAUAUGUAUUUGGAAAAUAACUAACUCCACAACCUGAUGCUGCUAAUCAAUGACAGCCCUGGAUUAUAGGACAUUAUAAAGGCCUUUCUUUUAGGAAGUACAGUAUCUUACAACCCAAUGGAAACCAAUAGGUGGCAUCAGAAAGUCGAUAAAAGUAUUUUUCAAACAUGCCCCCAAAUCUCUACAUAGUUAUUUGUUUACCCUCAGCAUUAUCUUCAGCCAUCAGUAAUGGAGGGAGAGGACACUGCAAAACUACUAAUAAAAAAACUCAAAUGUUUUUGUCUUUAUCACACAAGUAGGUUAUUUAAAAUAAUAAAAAUACAAUUGGCUUAGCCAGGGCUGGAUUUCCCUAUAGACUGUGCAGGCAUCUGCCCAGGGAGGCCUAUUUUCAGCACUUAUUUUGUGACUUUUUGAGCUCAAAUAGACUGGUGAGGAGAGAUAAGUACCAGCAGCCUUGGCCAGUGUCCUCUGCAGUUUAGUUAGUGUUAAUAGCAGAGCUGCAGGAACAGUUAUAGAGGGUGUAACACUCAGUGCUGUCCCAGAUCCUCCAGUGUCUGUGUGUGAGGCUGGACAGGAAGUGGAAUGGACCACUUCCCAUCUGCCCUCUAACAGCCUCUCACACAAGACAUGACUUGCAGGAGGAGUAGGGGAAGCUCUGAGUGGUGCACACUGUAUAACAUCUCCUGUAGCUCUAAUAUCAUCAAUCAAAUGAAACUGACUGGACUACAGAAGACAUAGGAGGCCGAGUACUUUGUAAAUAAUCCUUCAAACUCUGAAAAUAAACCCUUUACCUUAAUCCUAUGUUUAACUCCUCUUAAAAACUAACUACCUCAUGUACCCCAAUACUAAAUUUAACCCAACUCUAGAUCUAUUCCCAAUAAUCUUAAACAACCUUUAAACUACAACAUUAACCCAUUUCAAGCAAUUAUCUUCUUAACACUAAACAUCCUAUGUAAUCUAACUCUGGCAUUAACCCAACUCUAACCUUAACCCUCCUUUACCAUAACCACUUCUAACAUUGUCUUUAACCCUGCGUGCAUUCACACUGCUGCAUGCAAUCACUUUAAUAAUAGAUUCAAAGACAGUACAUUGCAAUCCGAAAUCUACAUACACAUACAUAUGCAGUUGUCAGAAAUGAAUGUUUUUAGACCUGCAAUGUUCUGUCAAUAUAUUAAUUAUACUUAUUUAUCUGCCUUUUUUGUGUGGUUGGGGAGCAGGGGGCACCUUAUAAUUGUAUGCCUACAGGCAACUAACAUGUCCGGCCCUUGGUUUAGGUACUCCCUAAUCUGGGCACAGAAAACUGCAGAGGCUACAAUCAUGGAUAUUGUCCUCAAUAGGUCCUCACCAUUAAGUGUCCUUUUACCUUGAUUCAAUAUUGGCCAUAUACAUUAACUUGCAUUACAGUUUAUUCUAAGCAGGGCAUUUAUGGUUCGAUAAUCAAACUGCGUAAUUAAACUUCACAUGUUCGGCAUUAAAUAUCCUGCAAGGGUUUCACAUUAAUAAGCAGAUAAAAGCAACAUUUUCAGAGAAAUGCUUACUGCUCCAGAUAAUUAUAAUUUAGAUAAUACAAUUACAAAGGCAGGCUCUGAUUACACAUAUACCUUUUACCUUAUGGAUGGAAGAACAGCGUCCUGCUUUAAGUAAUUACCUUUUAUAAUUCCAUGCCAUGUUUCAUGCAAUAACCUAUUUCUAAAGUGAUAACAUUUUCGGCAGCACCGUGUAACGGGUGAGCAUAAACAUACAAAUAAUUUAACAAACAGAUCAAGGGAACAAGGGAUGACAGAAGCCCACCCUAGUCAAUUUGGUGUACGGCGUACAAGAAAUUAUUUGUAUCUAUACAAGAGGUAACGUGUAAUGUGCCCGGAAGAGAAUAUAGAUUGCCAGUACACAAACUGCAGUAAAUUCAUUAUUAACAUAUGCUACACAGCAUAUACAGUAAUAUUAAAGAAGGUGCAAUGGGGUAGAAACAGACGUUGUGAGGACAAGUUGUGAGAGGUGACAGAGAACUUGAUUGCUGAAGAUAGCGUGUUUUGGAUAAUGGCCGGAUACAAAGAAUGAAAGAAAGGGUAGAAUUAAAAAUGAGAACAGCUGAUGGAUGUACCACUUAUCAACUUUGCCAAAGGAGAAUUUGAAAAUAACUUUUUGGAGAGAAUGUAAUUCAAGAAGUGGCAAAUGACCUAUUAAAGACAGAUAUGCUGUUGGUGGCAGAUCCAUGAAGGAAGUGGAGAGAACAAGGUAUCAGUACAGUGAAGUCUAUAUAGAAGUUAUAUUCCAAGGGAGAUGGAGAACCGUAACUAAAUCUGGGGAACUCUAAUUACUAAUAUAGCUAUGUAGGAGAAUGCAGAGGAAAAGUGACAAUUAAAGAGGAGCAGGAGAUGAGGAAUGAAAAUCAUGAAGGAAUAAUAAUAAUAACUCGUGGUCCAAGGUUAUGGAGGGUAAGAAGAAAAUAAAAGGAGGUCCGCAAUGUCAAAAGCAGCAGAUGGGUCAAGAACAUUUCAUUUCGUAAUCUCUAGAUCAGGGGUCAGCAACCUACGGCACGUGUGCCUAGCAUGGCACUCGAGGUGCCUCUGAACGGCACUCAAGGCUGUUAGAGCCAAACAGGCACCGGCCUAUCAGUCCCGGUGGGACUUCAGAUAUCUGCUAGUGCAAAAAGGUGGUGAGGGAUAAUCCACAAUUUACCAUUCCAGCACUUGUGAACAGGAAUCCAUACUGGAAUAGAGCAGCCCCUAGCAACUAUAGCAGCUCCUGCCUUUAACCUGUAUCUGGCCAGCCUGGUCCCCACUGAAUCCUAAGGAAGCCACACAGUAGAUAUACACAGAACUGCAGAAUAAGCCUCCAUGUCAUAUAAAUAAUACUGACCACCCACAAACACACACACACAGUCCCCGCAAACAUCACAAGCAGCCGCUCACAUGUAAUACCACAAGCAGCCCCAAUCAUACACACACCAACAAACACACUGUGACAUAUCAUACACACACACACACACAAUUCCACAAGCAGCCCCCAUACAUAGCCUACAUUCAUAGGUAUCAUACAAAAUACCACAAAUUACUCAUGAAUAUACCUACAUGCACACAAAUACAAUGUUACAAAGCAGCUUCAGCCUCCAUAAAUAACACGAGCAGAAUACGGCAACAUAGAAACAUGAAUUUACAAAAAUUUGGGCCUGCACAUCAAGGGACUUCGAGAUAUUGUUUUGGCACCGUACUACUAAAAGGUUGCCUACCCCUGCUCUAUAUAUUGCAGAAAUUCAGCCCUUCAUCUCUUUGGUUAAAGCUGUUUCAAUGGCUUGCCCACAGAACAAACUAGAUUGAAGUGUAUUAGAGAGUUGGACUGCAAGAACGUUCGUACGAGCUGGCCAAGAAACCCAAGUGUGGUAGAUUAUGUACAUAUGUCAUGUGGUAAUUGCAUGUUUGAAGGACUUCUGGAAGAAAAAAGAAAGCAGAGUGAUUUUGAAUAUUUGUUGCUGUUGGAAGACAAGAAAGGAAGGAAAGAAAAUGAGUUAGGUGUGUGAGGAUAGCGUCAAUGAAUAAGGUGUUAAUCUGCUACAAAAGAACGGAAGCACACUGACUGUAGGAGAAACAACAGAUUUUACACCUUAUGGUAUCAAUCUUUUCUUUAGUGUAGUUUACAAAGUUGCUAACAGAUAGAUUGGUGAGGGAACAUAUUCUAAAGGGGUAGACUACAGAGCAGAAUGUUGCCCUCCUCCAGGACCAGGAAGUGAUUCCACCAAUAAGGAGCCUCUCAUUCUGGAGUCUAGUUUUAUUGGAGGUUUAUGGGAUUGGUAUUAUCUCUCGCAGGCACAAUUCCACUUAUCACAUAGGAUCAGUGGAAAUGCCAAUAAAAUGACAAGGUUAAGUUAAAACUCAGAUUCAUAGUUUUGUAAACCUGGAGGUCAUCAAUACAUUGUGGCAUUUAUAAUUGUUUAAAAAGGGAGACCCACUGUGGGUACGCUCUACACCAUAACCUUUUGCAGUGGUACUUGAGUGGCUUUUUAAAAUAAUUUUAGCAAAACAAAAAUACAACCACUCUGCUUUAAAGUUUAUUAUGAAAGGACUUGCAAUAACUUUCAUGGCACGGAGUUAUUGCUGUUAUAGUUCACAGUGCCAAGGUUAUCUUUCUACAUACUAUGGGCAAUUGGUAGGACACCGAUCCCUCUCCUACUCUCAUUCGAGGUUUGCCCUGUUUAUGAAAUGUUACAAAGAUCUGAAAAGCAGUCAGCAAUCAAAUACAUAUUUAUAAUACAAACGUAAAUAUGAGCACAUAUGUCAUUUAAAAAAAAUACAUAAAUUUUUAAGUUUAGUAUAAAAAGUUACUGCACUCUGCAGCGAUUAAUUGAAGAAGGGUUUUUGUUUGGUCGAGGUUUAAAUGUUUCUCUCACAAGUACAUGUACGCAAAGAUACACUGUUCCACAAAUUACCAUUCUUCUGAAAAUGAGCCAAAAGCAAAGGUUACACUUCAAAGGUUAACGAAAAUACAACAAGUCUGGGCAGUAACCCCAUCUUUAUCUGUAACCGUUUGCCGCCAUGUACUGCAAGUUAGUAGGUCUAAUCUUUCUUGCCUUCAAUGUAGCCCUGCAAUCAGACAUCCGGGUGAUUGUGUAAACACAGAGGAGACUCAACAUAAAUGUUUUAUUGGAAGAUUAUUUCUGGAGUACUGCCACUUAUUUAUGUAAGUACAGAUAGUCGGGCGAUGCCCUGCUGAGAUUGUAGCAGUCUGUGUCUGAUCAUCCACAAAUAGGACAUUAAAAAAAUAUAUUUCUAUAGGCAAUCUCUGGCACUCUAAUCGAUGUGAAUCACAACUUCGCAAGGCGCGUCAAACUUAAUUCAAGGAGUCCUGAUCUCCCAGACCGUAUGGCAUUUACAACUUGGCUACAGUUACAAAUUCUACAUACCCGAGUCCUAAAUAUUACCUGUAUUGUUUUGGGUUUUGAGAGCUGGAAGAGUAACUUACCUUCUCUGUAUGUUUGCUUGAAAUAUGGUUAUUGGCCACUCAGGGUUAAAAAAAAAUUACAUUUUUUCCUGCUUUAAAAAAAAGAAAAAUAUACAUGUAGAAGAAAGGGCAGACCUUUUUUUUUUUUUUUCUUCUGUAAAUAAAAAUUAGUUGCGGUCUUAAUCCCCAAAUACCAUAACCUUUGCUCCGUGACGAUAUUUGGAAUAAGAAGUAAAAUGGCUGGUUUGUCUAGUGUAAACAUAGAGUUGCGACAAGAAUUUAACAAGUUAUAAAGUAAUAGUGUCAGGAAAAAAAAAAGUUACAAAAAUGAAACCGGCAAGCUUCUUAUUGGCAAAGAACUUUAAAUAUGUAUGAUAAGACUAAGCUAAACUGAACUCUUAAUAAAUAAACUGUAGUUUUAUUUCUGCCUUAUACUUUUAUAGUGCGUUAUAAUACUUGGGAUUAUUAAUAAAUGAGAUCAAAAUCUGUGAUUACGGGAAUAAAGUUAUGACAACUCCAAGGAUAAAGUGUUGUAAAAUAAAGUGAGAAUUUUAAGUGAAUUCAAGGUAGAUUUCAAAUUUAAGGCCAGGGUAGUCAAACUGAAAACAUAACGGACUUAGAUAUUUUUCCAGACAAACCAUUUUGAUCUUAAAUUUAAAAUUCACCUUCAAUUCACUUUACAUCCUCGCUAAGGUAAAUAACCCAGUAAAUAUUUUUUGGGAGUUGCGUAGCAACAAAAAUCUUAAAUAAGAUGUAUCCAAUCUAUAGUUGAAUAUUGCAUUUUCAUUCUGGCUUUCUCAAACUAUUUUUGCCCCAAAAAUACCUACUCACCCGAAUAUUUCCUAGAGACAGAUAUUUGUUUUUGAAGCAUUCCUGCAGAUAUUAUGCACUAAACUAUAAGCUGUAGUGAGCUGUCAAUGAAGUUGUACAAUUUAAGCCAUGAUAGUCCUGUACGAAAAUUAUCCCCAUCUCAGUACAAUUAGGGUAUUUUUUCAGCACUGGUAUUUUUUUGGCUUACAAGUCUCCCCAGUCAGUGUUUUAGAUACAAGGGUCUGGGGAUUUACGGUUUGUCAAGUUUUAACCACAGAUUUGAAGGAUACCUUAAACAUGUUGUUUGAGUUGACAUGGUGCGUAUAAGGUAUUGACAUUGUUCAAAUCUGUGCAGUAAUGCCUAAAUGCAGUUUAUCCACUAUUGCAAGGUCACGGAAUGGCUGUGAACACACCACGGUCAUCAGAAUUCCUUACAACAGCUGUGUCCGGCUGUGUGUCUACAUGCCACAAUUGUUUCCCAGACUUUGUUCUGAAGGCUGUUUCACCCACAGAAAACCUGAGAAGAAAGCAGAGUUUGUGGGGAUGCCAGACUAGGUCACUGCUGCACGCUCAGAUGUUCUGAAAUGUGCGCUGGCGUCAAGUCUCCCUGUUCCAGUUUCAUGGAAGGUCCAGAAAUUCCUACCGAUCUGAUGGCAUCUUCUGCUUUGUUCUUGAAAAAAAAUUGCCACCCUUUGCCCACCACCACAGGAAGGAUGCAGCAAGACAAGACAAGACAAGAAGGAACUUGCUAGAAAGUAAUUUUUUCAACUUUCGAGCUUGGUAGCAUUCUGUUUUUUUAACAGACUGGAUUUUAACAUAGAACAUGUCAUUAAAGAAAACAUACCUGUAUUUAGUGGUUACCAGAUUUUAUUUUCAUGUUGCCAUUAACACUGUCGUAGCCAGGUUCCAGUGGCCAUAAUUAAAAACAAAUAAUUUUUUUUAAGUCGCCCCUUUGUUGUGGCUACACAGAUGUGUGGCUGCAUGUGACCAGCCUUGGGACUGCAUGAGGCCAUUGAUGCUGUGUACUAAGCAACUAAAAAAAAAACCUCUAAAGCUCCAGGAAAGCAUUGCGGUGAGGAAAAUGCAGACCUUCUAUCAUGGUCCCACUGAGUACAGCCGCAUUGCAAUAUUUGUGGGUAAGAGUAUUAAAUGGCACUGGGUUGAGUUGGGGCUGGAGAGACACAUAAUGGGCAGGAGAUAGUCUGGAGAGAGAUACAAAGAUUAGGGAUACACACAGUGGAGUGACCUAAGUUGGAGAGACACGGAAGGGAGUGAUUGGACUGGAGGGACACAAAAUAGGGUAAGGAAGGUUGGAGAUAUGCACAAUGAGGUUAGGGGACCUAGGAAGACAGACAAGGGGUCAGAAGAGACAACAAAUAAUUAAAGACAUGGAUGCAUUUAUGAACACGUUUUAAAGCUCUUUGAUGUUUACUAGACUUGUAUUUGAUGUAGAUCAAGAAGUCACCCACAGUAGCUAGUUUGUGUUAUGUUAAGUUAUCCAUUGAGAGGAAUUGUUGACUGAAGGUCAACCAACAGGUCUGUGUUUUCUUGUUCACAUGUUAAUCUUGUAUAAGGAGUAAAACCGAUUAGCAGAUUUGCUCUUCCAAAUAGUCACUGGCUGUGAUAAUAAAAAAAAUGAACUGAUCUGCUGUGGUCUUCAUGUAGAUUCACAUAUUCAAAAGUAUGUUCACAAUAAUAUGAAAAGAGGUCUAUUUGGUUGUUAGAGGGCUGGUGUUGAUGACUUUCAGUUGAGAUCCCUGCAUUUGCCUGAAGUACAGAGACUCCUCGCCAAACUCAUCAUACUCACGUAAAGGAUACGCUAAGCACCUAAACAAAUUUAGCUUAAAGGGUGUUAGGAAUACAAACCUGUAUUCCUAACACUAUAGUGUGCUCUGUCCCUAACUUAUUAGGUGCCCUCCAACUCGGGUAAGGAGAGAUUUAAAUCCCCCCUACACUUACCUCUUUCAUGAGACUAUGUCCCUUGGCGUUGGCUAGGUCUCCUCCUCCUGUGAUGUCACGCUGAUGAGGGUGGCACAUUACAGCUUCCCCCACAUGAAGCAUUAAUUCAUUGCUUUCCUAUGGAGAAUUUGAAGAUGAUUAGAGGUCCUCAUGCAAAGCGUGAGGAUGUCCAACGUCGUUUCAUAGAGUUAAGUAUUUAGAGUCUAGGAAGCUUCUCUAGUGACUGACUGGAAGACAGCCAUUAGAAGUUAUCUUAACCCCGUAGUGUUUCACAUUGCAGGGUUAAGGGGACAGGGGCACUUCACCCAGAACGCGUCAAACAGAUGAAGUGGUCUGGGUGCCUAUAGUUUCCCUUUAAUAAAGCAGUUGUGGUGUAUAGAUCAUGCUCCUUCAGUCUCACUGCUCAAUUCUCUGAAAUUUAUGAGUUAAAUCACUCUGUUUAUGCAGCCCUAGUCACACCUCCCUGCAUAUGACUCCAGUGAGCAUACAUAACUUACUCCUGAUCUACAAAUAUCAGACCAGAAAACAAGGGUGGGAAAUCUCUCCCUUAUGAAAUCUAAAGCAGAGGCAAUGAGUUCAAGGUGCAGAGGAAACCCUGUAGAGCCUGCACUUAUUCCCUUCUACCACCAUAACAAGCCUGUGCCUUUUAAUUGUGGCCUAUGGGUGUAAAGCUUAGAUUAAGAGAGUUGGCAUACUAAAAAACUGAAGCCACAAUAUGUAAGGCACACACCGUUGCACUAACCAGAUUACAGUCUGUUUCUGUGAAGAUGGAGGCGACUGAUGUUAGCUGAAGCAGAAUUAGCCGGUACCAGAUGGACCAAACACGGCCAUCAGAGUGGAGAAGAGACAUUGUUCAGUUUAUUCUGUAAUGUACAUAACAAAGAGUUCUGAUCUCAGGGGACAAAGAAAUUGGAAAUUACAGCCGCCAUCAGUCACACUGCCUGGUUCAGAUAAGAAAGGCACAGCAGCUUUGGCGAUACACAGAGAGUUAGAAAGUUCCGUAGCCAGGUCUCACUUAAUAAUAGCUGCAGGACUCCCUAAAUACCAACAACACACACACACACACAGAUUAUUGUGUGGCACACACACACACACAGAUAAGGCAGACAUGUAUUCGGGGAAGUAGAAUUCUAAAUCUGUUUUUGGAAGGAUUCCUGUUUUAAUUUUUUUAAUUUGCUGCAUGCGUAUCUAUGCAAACUUGCUAAAAAUCUUCCCUUUUGUGACAAAAAGCAUUCGCUCUCAACUAACCUCUCCUGCAUUCCCUUUUCCUUUAAUUGUAUUAGCAUUUACCCGUCACGCCAGGCUGUUUUGAGUUAAAAACUCUGUGUGUGCCAGAUUAUGUGCCCUUUGUUAAUAAAAUGUUUAACAGUGAAUUCAUUAUGAGGAUAAAAAUUAAGAAACAGUACUUUACAGAAUGGGCAGUGAAAACAAUUCAGACUAAUAGUGAUAUAGAAAGGGUAAUAGAUAUCCGGAAUAACCUUCCAGCGCUGACGGCUAACGGUGUUAUAGAAGGGGUUGUAGAUACAUGAAAUAGUCUUCCUGUUGGAGCUAUAAAGGUCAAAUGUGUGAUAGAAAGGAUAGUAUAUACCUAAAACAUCCUUCAAGUGGAAUCUGUGAAGGCUAACACCAUCAGGAUUUAAAGAAACAGUCCAAGCACCAUAACCACUACCUGGGUUACAUAGAAACAUAGAAUGUGACGGCAGAUAAGAACCAUUCGGCCCAUCUAGUCUGCCCAGUUUUCUAAAUACUUUCAUUAGUCCCUGGCCUUAUCUUAUAGUUAGGAUAGCCUUAUGCCUAUCCCACGCAUGCUUAAACUCCUUUACUGUGUUAACCUCUACCACUUCAGCUGGAAGGCUAUUCCAUGCAUCCACUACCCUCUCAGUAAAGUAAUACUUCCUGAUAUAAUUUUUAAACCUUUUCCCCUCUAAUUUAAGACUAUGUCCUCUUUUUGUGGUAGUUUUUCUUCUUUUAAAUAUAGUCUCCUCCUUGACUGUGUUGAUUCCCUUUAUGUAUUUAAAGGUUUCUAUGAGUAUGUUGCGUAAAAAGGGCUUAGCUUUGCUUAGGAACAUCCAGCUGUCCGAUGGUAGUAGUAGAGGCGGGGAACAGCAUCUGGUAGGCCCUAAGAAAGAAGUUGAGCCAAAAAUGGUCUGACUUCUUACAAUGUUAGGGCACCAGGUCGCUGUCGUGGUUAUGGUGCUCUGAGAGUUCCUUUAAAAAUGUUUGAGAGAGUGAGCUGUCAGUCACCUGCUAAAUCAGUAUGAUAGCACCAUGCAUUCUGACUCCCUGCUGGGAAAUAGCUGCUUGGAAUUCUGUGUAACUGUGAAAGGAAGGUGAGAAUACAGCAAUUAUUUACCCUAUUCAUGUGAUUUCAUCCUACGUAAUUACUAGCGCUUGUCUGAAGUUGACUGGAUUUAAAUCUUGAUAGUUAAAGAGGAAUUAUUUAUGCUUAACCAUUGUAACAUCAAUUCAUAGAAUGAAAACUUGAAAACCAGGCUUUCGAAACCUAAUAUGCAGAUUUAAUCCUGUUGUUACAUUCUUCACUCAAUGUAUCUUGAACACCAGAGUAUGUUGGCUCUAUACAAGAGUAUUUAUUAAAUAAAAAUAACUGUUUAGAGAUGAAAACUUGCAAGCAUUUUUUUUAAUUGGGUGUAUAUCUAAAAACAGCUUCCAAAAGAUGUUGUUCUCUUGUCUGCUGCCUUUGCAUGCCCUCCCCUUCUAACCCCGCCCACACUUUCUGUGGCUGUCCAAUCACAGACUUCCCAAAUGCAGCUCAAUGAGAAGUCAUUGCAAGGCAGGUACUCUGGGUAAUUGCUGACUCUUGAGUUUAGCUCCACUGAGCCAAAUAAACCAGGAUGAAACAGGACCGGUUGUCUGUUUGACAGCAUGUGGGGUGUGACAAGGUUAAUUUAUAAAAGUGUUAAUUUCUAUUGAAAUCUGUACUUUUCGUAAAAUGACAAAAGAGAACACUCUUCACACAAAGGUUUACAGCAAGCUAAACUGCUUUAAGGGUUUGGAGUGUCUUUUUAAAUAUUACCCAAGUCACUAGUCUCAUUUUAUCAACUUUGGAAGGAUGAGUGACUGGGUUGAUAUUGCUGGGAACUGGCAAGUAUGGAUUCAUGUUUUAGAAUUGCAACUUUAAAGGCUUUAAAUCCCCUUGACAAAUCUCCACAAUUUCCAGUUCCUUGAAUAAAUGUCGAAUAGAUUAGCAGAGCUCCUUCCUACGUCGUAUUCCUUCCUACAUCAUUUUAUCCCCCCUCAUAGCAGGUGCUGGGCUGUGAUGGAGCCCUGUAUACUACACACAGGUGUGCUAGAGGCUAAGAUGCCCUCUUCUCACUGAUUUAAUUACGGUUUAUCUGACACCUGUGGGAAUGGUAUGACAUGAUAAUCUGUCCCUUUGGUUAAAAAGUGAAAGGAUAGGAGGAUCAGGUCUGAGCAUCUCAGAAUGGCAGUUCUGCAAACAUUGGACUGAGAUCCUUUGUGUGCCGCAGCACUGGGAUACGGUAACCUGUCAUUAGCAUUUUCUGUUCUUCCUAAUCGCAUUGUCGCUGUGUCAAGGGCCUGCAAUUAUACCUGAAGCAAAACCCGGAUUAAUGUCAUCGAAAAAAAGGAUCAGGGGGCUAUUGGAAGCUGGGAUCAGAGAGCUGGUUAUUUACACGUUUAAUAAGACACUUCCAUCUGCUGGUGCUGUGUGGGAAUUUUCUGUACUGAUAGAAAUUGCCCUCUGUGAUAGGGGAUAAAUACAGAUAUUAACUCGAUUUUUGGGUUCAUGCCCAAAUCAAAAGGGGCAAUGAAGGCACUAACACAUGUUUGGUGCAAUAGGUAGGUUAGGGCACAGUUUGUUACGCUGGGUGAUUUUUUUUUGUUUUGUUUUUUAAACAAUUGGUACUUUUUGUUCCAAAAAUACUGAUUCUGUGCUAGGGAUAGGCAUCCGCCGGCAGCAUUAUGGCUGUACAGGGCAUUAUGGGAGAUGUAGUCCAUAACAUUUGGAGUGCUGAAGGUUGCCUACACAUGUUCUAUGCCAUCACUGGCAGCUAAUACUUGCCUGCAGCAGUGCAUGCUGGGAUUAGCUAUCACUGACCAAUUGCUGGACGGCAUCAAUAAAUCUGUAUUGACUGACCUCCACGCUGACUGACAGCCCUGGGAGCCAAUCACAGUGAGAAAGUUUGUCAUGUAAAGCUUGUCAUCACUGUGACUUGCUAUCAUAGAGAUUGAUUAGCCUUAGCCUAGAGGCCAUCAUACUAAACUGCUCAUGUAACAGUGAGUUAGGGUUAGCUAGGGUUACAAAUUGUGGUACAAUAUACUGACACGGAUAGUGUCACUUCUCCAAAUAGCGUCACUAGGAAGCAGAGAGACAUGUCAUAUUUAGGGCAUAUCUCAAAUUUGACCUUACAAGUUACUCAGACAUCAAGCAAAAGUAAAUAUGUAGGGUAUGUCUUCUUUUUUUGUCUUCUUUUUGCAAAUAGUGUGUCGUGAUGGGGCUAAAGUGCAAUUGGUGGUUUUUAUUUCAUCCCAAAAAGGGACGUGGCCAAUAUGAGUCAGUUGGUGAAAAUUGGAAAUUUGAAAACUGAAAUUGGGAUUCUGCAAUAUGAUCCUAUAACUUCUCAAAAAUCAAAAGGUCUACACGGGGUGUACUGCUGUAUUCGGAGGUAGAGGUAAAAAAAUAAAAAUCUGGUGGCAUGGUGGUGGGAUAGACAAGGUCUGUGAAAUGUAUUGUGUGAAAACUACAAACACACAAAAAACGUGCCAAAAAGGUUUCAAUUUCAUUAAAUCUUGGUCACUAAGGUAUUAAGUCACCUCAGUAAAAUAGCCAGAAACACAAAAUUAAAACCAUCCCUUUCCAGUAAUAAAUAGACUGUAGUGUAGACUAUUUGAAUUCCGAGGAUUCUGCUACAGCCAUAUUAAGAUUUAUUUAUUUUUAUAUUAUAUUUGCAUCUAUUAUCACUUGAGCGUAAAACAUCAAAUUACCCACCACGUGCAUUGCUUCCUCUGUCUGACAGCUUUAUUUACCCAUAUUUUAAACGUGUGUUAUGACUGGCGCAGGACUCAAGACACAGCAGCUUUGCCCAACGAAUUUCAUGACUAAUGUACAUUAUUCUACAGGACUCACAUGUCGCCCGUUCACUUAUUGAAGAGGAACAGUAACCUGGUAGUGGACAGCGUAUUGUAGCAUUUAAAUGUCUGCCUUGCCUAAAGUAGUGACUCAAUGCAGUUAAGCAAUUGGGGAGUUUAUGAGCUAUGAGAGGAAUUAGGGAAAAUUAAAGCAUUAAAUGUCUUGUCUGUGCCUGAUCUGAAAACAGUUGUGAUAUCAGUGUGAAAGUGUAAAUAAAUUGAACCAUUAUUAUUAUUAUUAUCGCCAUUUAUAUAGCGCCAACAGAUUCCGUAGUGCUUUACAAUAUUAUUAGAGGGGGGGAUUUAACUAUAAAUAGGACAAUUACAAGAAAACUUACAGAGACGAUAGGUUGAGGAGGGCCCUGCUCAAACGAGCUUACAGUCUAUAGGAGGUGGGGUAUAAAACACAUUAGGAAAGGAAAUUGCAGUACCAAGUAACCAUGCAUUAAAGAAGAACGAGUCUGUAAUCGCUACUCUUAAGUUCCGGAAUGAAACGUAUUGUUCUACCUGAAUUCCAGAAACCAUGAUCUUUGCCAUCUUUCUGGGAUGAUACGACCACUCUACAAUCCUGCCUUAUACUAAAUUGUUCUCCCUUACAGACUCAUGUCUCGUCUUCAUUCCAUUUUUACUCAUUGCCCAUUGGUCUUUACUUUACUUACUCUUUUUGUCAUGUUACAUUAUGUUCCACUAUUACAGUUAUUUCUUUUUUAUUUUUUCAAUGUUUAUUGUGUGAUUCUAUCUUUUAUGUGACAAAUCUCCCAAUAAAAAACAAGUUUCCCACAAAAAUACAAUUUUCUCAUCUUGACAGUUUUUCUUAGACUCUCGCAGGAAAUGAACUGUAUAACUAGAGAGGGCGCCUUUCCGAUUAUUUGAGAUCUAUAAACCAUAAUAGGAUAUUGAGUGUAAAUAAUACCUAGCGUCAGUACACAUGCACGUUCUGGUGAUUAAGCUCUGAUAUCCGAUGCAGGCUUAAGUUUGGAUCAGUGUAUCAAGAGGAAUCUCCCGAGUGCUUACUGUAGAAUAGCAAACUUGGCUCCCCAUAAAUCCUAAAUUCUGAGGAAGUGCCGAGACCUGCCUAGUCCGCAUAAGAUUUCCCUUAGUUACUCUGAGUUUUUUCUUUUUUCAAUCUAAGCACUUUUAUGGUGCCAUUAAAUCCUGAGAUGUAAGGAGGAGAUCAGUAUAGGGACAUGGAGAGGGGGUUAAUUUUGGUCAUUUUAAACUAUCUCUAUAUCUAAUAUUCUUACUGAAUGAGGCUUGUCUUUUUAUGUACUUUUUAUGUACUUUAACACUUAAAAAGUAGGAAACCCAGCAAGAUACAGUUUAUUUAAUUCCCUGUAACUUUCUUUGUACUUUUCUUCGAUGGAAGCUGAUACCUUACCCAUGUCUUACUCAAUGGGAAAAGGAUCUGCACACAUCUUAGGGGGGUCAUUGGGGAAAUCCGUUCAUGUCUAAUUUGAAAAACAAAUGUAUACAAUUCUAAUGAGGUGGUAUACAACCCCAUUAAAACUGUUUUACAUGACAUGGGUCAAGCUACCAUGGUUUUCUUUAGGCAACUGUGUGCCCACUGAUGUCCCUAUGUUUAUCUGUAGUGGUAUGGCCCAGAGGUCACCCCAUUCAGGGAAGAGGUCUGACUGUUAUUAGCCAGAAUUUUCCAUAGACAUAAAAUUCUCACUGUUAUUAACGACUCUCUCUUCUCCUUGUCUCAGAGACCAAUCAUGAUGUUGUGAUUUAUGAAAUAUUUCAGUAUCUGUUUAUGAUAUAUUUUGUUCAUGUAAUGCACCAUAAAACUGUUGUCUGUCACAUAGGUUAAGGUGCAAUAAGCCCCCUACAUUCUUGCACAAAAUUACUUGCAGGACAAAUUUACAUGUCAGGUGCCCUUAGGCACCGAUUUCUAAGGUACCCCUGCUUCCCCCCCUCCCGUACGUAAAAAAAAACAGAUACUUUGAUAAAGCCCAGUUAAUGUGGUGAAAUGUGUUAGGGUUAUAUUUUAGUGUGUUUUAUGUACUUUUAAAGAUACUUUUAAUAAAACAAAUUAAUUUCUAAUACUCCUGGACAAUCCUGUUUUGUUCCUGACACCUGGACAUCAUAUUCCUUUGUGGUGAAUGUACCACAUACACUUUGAGAAUUGAGCAAAAUACUUUUUUUUUUUGCUCCACACUUGUGAGUGCAUUUCCUAUUAUGUUUACACCUUUUCAAACUACAGUGUGCACAAUAUUUUAUUUUUAUUCACAUAUCAUUACAGUGGGAAUUACAACUACCAACAUAUCCAAGAGUGGGGAUUUUGCCACUUCGCGCUAUCUAUUGGGAGCCGUCUUUAGGCUCUUUAAAAUGUGAAUGUAUCUUUAUAUACAAUAUCUUCAAUAUCUGUGACACCACAUAUACUGCACUAUAUCGGAAUCUAUUCUGUUUAUAUUGCAUAACCUCCGGACCACCUCCCAUUGCAUCAAAAGACACACCUCACAUCAUCAGGCAUGGAUCAUACCGCUCAGGCACACAAGAAGUGAAUCUCUUUUUUUUUAAACCAAUGCUAAACUAUGUAGUUUUUCUACUGUUCCUUUGUCUUGUUACAAACUUGGCCACAACAGAGGACUUCUCUAGGCGCUGCUCCUCUUAUAUACAGGUGAUACUCGAAAAAUUUGAAUAUUGUGCAAAAGUUUAUUUAUUUCAGUAAUGCAACGUAAAAGGGGAAACUAAUAUAUGAAAUAGACGCAUUACAUGCAAAGCAAUAUAGUUCAAGCCGUGAUUUGUCAUAAGUGCGAUGAUUAUGACUUACAGCUCAUGAAAACCCCAAAUCCACAAUCUCAGUAAAUUAGAAUAUUGUGAAAAGGUGCAAUAUUCUAGGCUCACAGUGUCCCACUCUAAUCAGCUAAGUAAGCCAUAACACCUGCAAAGGGUUUCUGAGCCUUUAAAUGGUCUCUCAGUCUGGUUCAGUAGGAAUCACAAUCAUGGGGAAGAGAGUUGUGCAGAAAACCAUCGCGGAGACACUGCAUAGGGAGGGAAAACAUCAAAAGGUAAUUGCGAAAGAAGUUGGAUGUCCCAAAGUGGGAUAUUGUGUAUCAAAGCACAUUAAUAGAAAGUUAUGUGGAAGGGAAAAGUGUGGAAGAAAAAGGUGCACAAGCAGCAAGGAUAACCGCAGCCUGGAGAGGAUUGUCAGGAAAAGGCCAUUCAAAUGUGUUGGGGACUUUCACAAGGAGUGGACUGAGGCUGGAGUCAGUGCAUCAAGAGCCACCACACACAGACGGAUCCUGGACAUGGGCUUCAGAUGUCGUAUUCCUCCUGAACAACAAACAACGUCAGAAGCAUCUUACCUGGGCUAAAGAAAAACAGACCUGGUCUGUUGCUCAGUGGUCCAAAGUCCUCUUUUCUGAUGAGAGCAACUUUUGCAUCUCAUUUGGAAACCAAGGACCCAGAGUCUGGAGGAAGAAUGGAGAGGCACACACUGCAAGAUGCUUGAAGUCCAGUGUGACGUUUCCACAGUCUGUGUUGAUUUGGGGAGCCAUGUCAUCUGCUGGUGUUGGUCCACUGUGCUUCAUUAAGUCCAGGGCCAACGCAGCUGUCUACCAGGAGACUUUGGAGCACUUCAUGCUUCCUUCUGCAGAAGAGCAUUGUGGGGAUGCUGAUUUCAUUUUCCAGCACCUGCCCACACUGCCAAAAGCACCAAAGCCUGGUUCAAUGACCGUGGGAUUACUGUGCUUGAUUGGCCAGCAAACUCGCCUGACCUGAACCCCAUAGAGAAUCUAUGGGGCAUUGCCAAGAGAAAUAUGAGAGACAUGAGACCGAACAAUGCAGAAGAGCUGAAGGCCGCUAUUGAAGCAUCCUGGUGUUCCAUAACACCUCAGCAGUGCUACAGGCUGAUAGCUUCCAUGCCACACCGCAUUGAGGCAGUAAUUGCUGCAAAAGGGGCCCAAACCAAGUACUGAGUCCAUAUGCAUGCUUAUACUUUUCAGAGGUCUGAUAUUGUUCUAUGUACACUCCUUGUUUUAUUGAUUGCAUGUAAUAUUCUAAUUAACUGAGAUUGUGGAUUUGGGGUUUUCAUGAGCUGUAAGCCAUAAUCAUCGCAUGUAAUCUCAUAUAUUAGUUUCCCCUUUUACGUUGCAUUACUGAAAUAAAUGAACUUUUGCACGAUAUUCUAAUUUUUCAAGUAUCACCUGUAUAUAUACAUCCUACCUAUAGUCAGGUGCCUACAAGCCCAAUACAAAAAUUACAGAUAACUGAAGGAUUUGCAAAAAACAUCACUGUGCCUGUAAGGCCUUAUCCUCUGUGACAGACAUAGAAAUCAGACUAAUUUGCAGGUAUUAAAAAAGCAUAUAUUCUACUGCAGUAGUUCUGUGAUGACCAGAUACCUGUGUAUGUUGCCCAUAACCUCCUCUCCCCUCGCUGUCCCUGUAUUCUUGAAAUAGGUAUCAAUAUUCACAAGGCAGGGGGUUGUGAAUUAAACACAGAAGCAACUGUCUACCUAUGUACUAACGUGCAAUGUUUCCCUGUCUUGCAGCUUUAAUCAUUCAACCUCUGAUCGCACUACCUAGAUUCUUUGCCCAGACCCUGGUUCUGGGAGUUAAAUUCCAAAUAUCUUGAAAAGAAAGGGAUUUUGCUUGUAAGCUAAUCAGUAUUAUAUUUCAAAUCCUUGGACUUUAGCUAAGCUGGCAUUUAAUCUCAGGAGAUCAGUAGAGUUAUUUAAUCUAACUGGAUCUGCCUCACUAUGUGAUAAAGCAAUUAUUCCCUGGAGGCAACGUAUGCCAGGGACAGGAGUGCUGUUGUACCCACGUCCACGUGUAUGGUAUGCAGUUUACAAGGGUGGCGAAGGGGGUAGUCCUCCGUUACGGUAGAUAAGGGGUGUUUAGAUGUGUUUCUCAAGCUCCUGCCAUUUCUGGCCGUUGCAAUGUCUACUUGCCAAUUAAAUACUCUCUAAGGCUGAAGUUAACCACCCCAUUUUAUGCAUUAAAAUAACAAAGAUGGUUAUCUCUAAAUCUCUAAAUUUGUGAGCUGAUCUGCAAAGAACAGGGACUGACUGAGUUUUCUCCUGCACAGAUGGACAUGCAGAUUAGCAAUAGCAAGUGCUUUUGUUUAUGAACAGCGCUACGGAUUUGCUGGCGAUAUAUAAAUAAAAAAAAAAUAAUAAUAAUGAAGGAAACAUGAAUAAAACUGCUGGGUAACCUAAUAGAACACAGUUUGACAUCCACUAGACUGCUAGGUAGCUUUAAUGUUUUCAUAAAUUUACUAUGACAGCAUAGCACCCAUGUGUCCCUAUUUAGGAGGGACAGUCCCUAUUUUGGGCCGGUAUCCCUCCUUUCUAGGAGCUCCACAUUGUCGGUGUAUUUUACAUAAAUAAAAUGCCCCAUUUGAAAUAUUGUGAGGUAUGUAACAGAAUCCGUAGAUGUCUCGGUUAGCAUAUACACAUUAUAUCAGAUGUGACUGUAUGGAUGAGGAUUGUGGGUAUGGGGAGAGAGGCAUACAGCCCUGUAGGAUUAACUAACAAGAGUAAGGCAAACUAUUGUAACAAAAUGUAUACAUAAGUGGUCUUGGUGCCUGAGAACCCUUUAGAUUUAGAAAACUCUGCCAUUAAAAAAACAAAAAGCUGUUUUUGUGGUUGGGUAUUCUGUAGUAUUUACCAAUAUUUUCUUGAAAUACAAAUGUAAGAAAUUACUCUACUCACAAAUUAUUGGAUCUUGUGUGCCAACUGUUAAAUCUGAAAUGUGCUCUGUCUCCAUGUCUUGUUUCCCUGUUUUUGUCCAAUACUUUUGUUCAUGAUCAGUACUUCUACAUCUUCUCAGUAAGAUAGCAGACAGUCAACAGUCCCUAUGUUUUACAUGUGUAUCUCCCUUUAAACAUGGCCCAUACCAUGUACACAACCAUGUCGCACCCUGUAGAUCACGCCCCAGAGUCUCAUAGUCUCAUUGUGCGACAAGACAGUGUACGGCAGAAACAAAGAAACCAGCAGGCUGACUGAUAAAAUAUAUAAAUAUAGAGUGCAAAAAAAAAAAAACCCUUUGGAAAUCUGCAGCUAACAGCCAGCGACGCCGAAGUCUCUGGGAGCUGAUAUCCCAAACCUCAUGUCACUUGCUGAUGUGUGUGUUCAUUAAGUCUCUCUGCGCUGCCCCCAUUACUCCCCGCUAUCUGGACUUAUUAAGAUAUCCUGUCUUUUUUUUUCGGUACAUCCACACUGGCAGUUCAAUUAUGUCUGGGUACUAUUUCCUAUUUUAUUCAUGGUCUAUCUAUGGGAGGCCUGUCACACGCGCGCACACCUCCUUAUAAACCCGCAUGAUAACGCUCGCUGGCAGCUGAAUACUAAUGCCCGCCUGCAUCCUGCUUGACAAAUACACAUGGUAGUUAUUAACCAAGUGAUCAUUCCGAUCCAUUAACACCACAUACAUCAAAAGCCUUCAAAGAAUAUUAUUACGUCCAUUCAUCUUUUCAUAAACAAUUAUCUGACAGGGUCCGGAGGAAUUAAUGUGCUGUCGAGGAAGCGAAAGUCAUGGUUGGGAGUAGCAAGUAGCUACUGCAAGCUUGACCCUUUCAGUACCAGGGCAGCAAUGCAUUCCCUGCUUGGCACUCAGAGGGUUCCAAAUCCAUUCUUCCUGCAGGUACACAGCUUCGGAAACCAUUCCUUUUCACUGUGUCAUCCUUAGCGAUCUCUCAGUGAAUGAAAAGGAAACUGGUUUUAGUUCUUGGUAGUACUGAAAAGAAAUGCUUUAUAUCUCAUAUUGGGAAUGUAGUAGAUUUGUCAGUUGAACCCAUUUUUUAAUAUGAUGAUUAAAGCACACAAUCAAUUUUGUUUUAGUUUACUGCCCCUUAUUGUUGAAGGGCACCUAGAGGUAUGAUCAAGGUAAAAACAAAAUUAGUUUUAAUAUUAAAUCUUGCAAAAACUGGACCCCAACAUAUGCAUGCACAACGGUUCUACAAUGUACAGAUUCACCACUGAAAGCUUCGUCUGUUAGGGUUUGGUUAUUAAACCAGGCAGCAUACUAUGUUAAAACAUUAAAAUGUUGGACAUUGUUUUAUAUCUCAUAUAUGGAAUGUAUCAGACUUCUCAGGUUAUCAACAAACAUCUUUAUAUUAAAGCAGAACAGUCACUUCUGACAGUCACCCCACUAAUGUUACUGGAUCAUUUACUGGGGUGAGAAGGGCAGUUGAGGCAAAUCUAAAUACAAACCUCUGCAGGACAAUCGUGACCACUGCCUCACGAUGGCCAGGUAUGUUCAAAGCAAUAUCAUAUAUGUGCACAUGGCACGGUGGGGGUUAAAGAACCACUAUAGUGCAAGGAAAACAAACUUGUUUUCCUGGCACUAUAUAAUCCUUAGGACACCCCACCCUCAGGACCCCCCACCCUCAGGGCCCCCCUCCCGCUGGGCUAAUGGGGUUAAAAGCCCUUAAGCCACUUACCUUAAUCCAGCGCCGUGCUCCCUCUGCGCUGGUGACCUCUCCUCCCCCUCCGACGUUAGCUCCCAAGUGCGCAUGCACGGCCAAAGGAACGCCCAUAGGAAAGCAUUUCUCAAUGCUUUCCUAUGGACGUUCUGUGGGCUCAAUGCGACUUACACAUUAAGCGUUGCGGAAGCGCCUCUAGAGGCUGUCAGGUAUUGUAUUAUAUGUGCUUGGUAUGUUGUAUCUUUCACAAGGCAUAUUAAUCUUAUUUAGAUAAAAAUGGCACAAACUAUAGCAAAAUUUUAGCCUAGUUAAGUUACUAAAACAAGGAAUAAUAUUUAACUUUCAAAUAUUAUUUUACUGUCCCUUAAAGGACAUCUUAAGAUACUACAUGUAAAAGUCAAUGCGUUGCGCCGUUAUUACUAUAUGGCUGUUAUUGCUAUGAAGGGACCCCACCAUUCCCCACCAAGGGUCCAUUCUACGCGGUUACGCUAUUCAAACAGUUAAAUCUUCGCACUGAUGAUUUUGCACAAUAAACAGGCAGUGUAUUGUAGGUAUAAAUAUCUAAAGCACGAGAACAGGCAGUUGAAAUUUUUUGCGACUCAUCGUACCUUAUUUCCUUAUCAGCAUUCACCUGAAGUGGCGCUCUCUGAGAAUUCUCUUAAUUACAUGCAAAUUAAGCAUGCUACAAGUGCUUAAUAUAGACUUUAAGAGCCUUCACUAGUGUUCGUAUGAAGAUAAUGGUUUGGUAAAUAAAGUGAAUGUUAAUUAACUUAGUAAUUUAAAGAUGUGUUUGGACCUUUAUAAGUCAUUGUGCAGGCGGCUAGAAAGAUUAAUGGUGCUCUCACUUUGUCCACUAGCUGUUGUCAGACUGCAAAUCCCAUUAUUCUCUGCAAAUCUUGGGAUACUGUCCCUACAGUGGCUUUCUAGCUGUUAUUGGACUCCAAUUCCUACAUAUCUCUGCCACACACUAUGCUGGCCACAGGGCUGUAUUUGCCACGAGGCAAACAAAGCAUUUGCCUAGGGCGGCACUUUCAAGGAGGUGGCAAAAAACGCUGCCCUAAGUGCAAGGCAAGUGCUUUGUUUGCCUCACAUCCUGGGGGGGAGCCAGAGGUGGCCGGUUGGCUCAUAGUGUAGGCGAGCGGCGAGGGAGCGCAAUCCUCUGAGCUCUUCCUGCUGCCCCAUACGCCCCUCUGUGAUGCCAGGAGCUGGAAUAUGACGUCACUCCUGCCCCAGCAAUGCACGAGGGAGCAAAACAGGAAGACCUCAGUUCCCUCACCACCACCGCCUGUCCGCACGCCCACCCAGCUGAGCCAGCAGCCCCAGCAAGGAGCCCAGCAACGGUGAGUGUGUGUGGCUGUCAGUGAGUAUGUCUGUCAUUGAGUGUGUCUGUCAGUGAGUGAGUGUGUGUGUUUGUCAGUGAGUGCGUCUGUCAGUCAGUGAGUGAGUGUGUCUGUGUCUGUCAGUGUGUGUGUGUCUUUGUCUUUAGUGAGUAUGUCUGUGCCUGUCACUGUGUGUGUAUCUGUCAGUGACUAUGUCUGUGUCUGUCACUGUGUCUGUCUGUCAGUGUGUAUCUGUCUGUCAGUUAAAGUGUUUGUCAGUGAGUGUAUGCAUGUCAGUGUGUGUCUGUGAGUGAGUGAAUGUGUGUGCCUGUCAGAGUGUGUGUGUAACAUUUUAUCUUGUCCCAGGGUAACAUUCCGUAUGAUCCCCGGGUAACAUUCUAUCUUGUCCUAGGGUAACAUUCUGUGUCAUUCCAGAGUAACAUUCUAUCUUGUCCCAUGGUAACAUUCUGUAUGAUCCCUGGGUUACAUUCUAUCUUGCCCCAGGGUAACAUUCCGUAUGAUCCCCGGGUAACAUUCUAUCUUGUCCCAAGGUAACAUUUCGUAUGAUCCCUGGGUAACAUUCUAUCUUAUCCCAGGGUAACAUUCCAAGUAAUCCCCUGGUAGCAGUCUAUCUUGUCCCAGGGUAACAUUCCAUGGUAUCAUUCUGUGUCCUCCCAGGGUAACAUUCCAUAUUAUUCCAGGGUAACAUUCAAUGUCAUUCAAGAUUAACAUUCCAUCUUGUCCCAGGGUAACAUUCUGUGUCUUCCCAGGGUAACAUUCCAUGUUAUUCCAGGGUAAGAUUCUGUGUCAUUUUAGGUUAACAUUCUGUCUUGUCCCAUAGUAAUAUUCUGUGUCUUCCUAGGGUAACAUUCUAUCGUGUCCCACUGUUACAUUCCGUGUCAUCCCUGGGUAACAGACUAUCUUGUCCCAGAGUAAUAUUCCAUGUCUUCCCAGGGUAACAGUCUAUCUUGUCUUGGGGUUACAUUCCAUGGUAACAUUCUGUGUCAUCCUAGGUUAACAUUAUAUCUUGUCCCAGAAUAAUAUUCUGUGUCUUCCCAGGGUAACAUUCUAUCUUGUCCCAGAGUAAUAUUCCGUGUCAUCCCAGGUUAACAGUCUAUCUUGUCUCACUGUAACAUUCCGUGUCAUCCCAGGGUAACAGUCUAUCUUGUCCCACUGUAACAUUCCGUGUCAUCCUAGGGUAACAUUCUAUCUUGUCCCAGAGUAAUAUUCCAUGUCUUCCUAGGGUAACAUUCUAUCUUGUCCCAGAGUAAUAUUCAAUGUCUUCCAAGGGUAACAUUCUAUAUUGUCCCACUGUAACAUUCCGUGUCCUCCCAGGGUAACAUCCCGUGUCCUCCCAGGGUAACAUUCUAGCUUGUGGUAACCUACUCUUCAGAGGGGCAUGUACCAGGAUCAUUGCCCAUCUUGCCCAAUCAUUUUAGCUUUAAUGACAGGAGUAUUUGAAAAUACAUUCUAUAAUACAUGUUUCAACUGAAACACAUCAACCUACAAACGAUAAAACACAAAAACCUACAAGUAAACUUCUAUUUUGGUACAUAUUCCGGUUAAAAAGGCAACAUCUAAUUUUCUUCUAAAAACGGUAAAAUGUACAAAAUAUACAAGCGUAAAAGAAAGCCUCCAUUCUGAUCUCUGCUAAACCCGCAUAUUUAAGAACGUUCUCGCAGUGGCACAAGCGAAUGGAAACCUAGACAUAUUACCCCAUAAUCCCUCACACAUUUUGGUUGACGGAUUGCUUGACAUAAUUGAACAAGAAGCCAUAUAUUUUACACCCCAGCCUGAGGUGAAAAACUCCUCUUUAUCACAGAGCGGAUGAUGUGCAAUAUAUUGCACAACAUGAAAGAUCACAUUCUUUGUAUAAUUUGAGAAAUAACCUUCUCUGUGGGUCCCUCUUCAGCUUUGAAAGCUUUCCAUCAAUGAGAUAAUGCUUAUAGGAGAUGGGAUGUGUGCAUCAGUCUCCACCAGCCCAGAGGCCCUUAUCACCUUUUACUAUCAUGUGCGUGGAUUUUCAUAGGGUUGAUGAGAAAUGCGGACUCUUCUACGAAUAAUCGCGUGGAGCGAGGAAGCAGAGGUUUAAAGAGGUUAAAGAUUUCUAAGGAAUAACGGUGGUAAGCACAUUUCAGCAGGAGACGAUAAAAAAGGAGACUGUCCUCUAUAGGAUGGAUAGUGUCUGAGUUUUUACAGAAAAGGAUAUAUCAGAAAGGAUAAUCCCUGUUUGAUACAAGACAGUCAUAUUGUCUUAUGCCUUUAGUGGGUUUAAUUAACAUUAAGACCGUUUUGGCACAAUAUUUUGUUAGUUAAAAUGAACUUUUGUUUUUUAUUAUAAAAUAUUAACACUGUUACUGUACGGUUUAUAAUUACCUUUCUUAAUGUUUGUAGCAAAAUAUGAAAAUGAACUACUAGUAUUAAAUUUAAAUCUUAUUUUUUUUUAAUUGAAAUUUCAAAAAUAUUACACAUAGACAUUUUAAGUUACAAAAUAGCAAGAAUAUUAAUGCCAAAACAGCUCUUUGUUUAGACUUUCGCAGUAUAAAAAUAUCGUAAGGCUUGGAUAUCCAAAUUAUUCUACCGAGAUAAUUAAAUGAAACAAAAAUAUGAAAAAAAUUCAAAAAGCAGUUUAUAUUUUUUUCCCUAAAAUUCUUGUAAGUAAGUUUAUAGGAAGGAUGAAGAAACAGGUACUACAGGUGUUUAACUAUCCACAAGACAAGGUGCUUUGAGCCAGGGCUGAAUCACAGGGUAAGUAGUGAGGGUUGAUGCCAAGGUCAGGGCAGACACAGAUCAUGUCACAAGACUAAGAAACAUAACGAUCAAAAGGAGUUCUGAACAGGUAUAUAGAUUCAAUAGCAAGGUUAAACCAAACUCCAAAUUACUGAAAAAUUAAGUAGCAGGGGUGACAGGCACCUGAAACUGCACUCAAACACAAAAAAAAAAGUAAUAGAAAAAAAUCAUUGCCACAGACAAUUGCUUAUGGUGCAGAGUAGGUAAGAUUUUAUUAAAGUACAGACAAACACAGUACUCUAGUCCGUGAAACUGAAAAUAAUUGCUUUUCAGUUAACGGCUUUGUAAAACAUUUUUUUAACUAAACUCUAGUUAAUCUGCACCCUUUAGCUGUUCUUUUACCAGAAGGUUAUUAGGCUUGUUUGCUAAACCAGAAAUUGUAGAUUAAUUGAUAGAGGAACUGCAAUUUUAAGCUAGAACAGUAAAACUGGAAAAUCUCUCCAAAUGAGCAAUUUUAACCCUAAAAAGGCCUUAGCACUCACCCUGAUGCAUGAUCUGAUUGGCUGACCUCACAGAGCCAUCGGAUGAUGCAUUAACAACUACCCCCAGCGUACGUCCUGAUUGGUCCGCUCGGGGUGAGCGGCAAUGCCUUGCAGAACCAAUCAGUUUAUGCAUUAAUGCCUACCCAAAUGCAUGAUCUGAUUGGUCCAUGAGGUUGACCCACUUAAAUGAAAUUCGCAGCAGGCCAUUUCAAUGUACUUUUAACAUCAACGCAUUCGUUUUGAUUUUGUCAAAUGUAGCGCUAUGAAUUCAAAGGAGAUUGAAAAGAUUUAUCACAAUCUUCACAAUUAAUAGGUUUAAACGUUUCCAUCACUGGCUCUUGGUUGGUGUCUUCAGUGUACCUGUCACAUCAACGCAUACUUUGUGAUUUCGUCAAAUGUGGCAAUAUAAAUUUGCAACAAGCAUCCUACGCAGAAAAGGAGAGAAGCGGUAUGUGUACUUGUGUUUGCUGAACUUUACACUGAUAAAAUAUGUAUAGAUAUAUUAACUUUGUGGCUAUUAAUACAUCAUUAUCUUUCCAUAUAAAAUCUGCCAGUAUAAAAAGCCAACACCUUUGAAUGCAAAUAGCAACGUUCCAGAUUUGUGCCCAUGGGAAUAAUGACUAAUGUGAGGGGGUUAUGGUGUUUUAUCACAGUUUAUCACACCUCACAACUACAGUUAUGUACAUAGUGCCAAGAUAUUCCACAUCCCAAUACAAUGGGAAAAACAAAAGACAAGCUGUUUCUACAAACAAGUAUAAGGACAGGAGGGGAAGAAAGUUAGAGUUGCAACAACUAUUCAAUUGAAUUUGAUGAUGAGAAUUGUUGUCAGUGAUUAGUUAUCAAUUACUUGUUGCAAUUACUUUUAAAAGACACGCGGUCGCAAUGCCAGAACCUUGAUUGGUCAGAUCAUGAUGUCAUUGGUUUUACAAGGUGUUAAUGCUCACCCCGAAAGGACCAAUCAGAUCAUGCAUCAGGGAUACGCUUUAAUGCAUGAUCUAAGUGGUCUGUUGGUCUGUGAGAUCACCCAAUCAGAUCAUGAAUCGGGGUGAGCUCAGACACCAUUUAAAAUUUGCCAUUCUCUGGCCAGCUUUCUACAAUUCACAGUUUAGUCAAUAAUAGCUGUAUACAUUGAUAUUCUUUGUUGUUGUAUAACGCACAGCCUUUGUUACAAGAAUAUUAGGUUUAUUCACUAAACCAUGAUUUGAGGAGAGUUGGCAUGUGGUCUGUAGAUUGUAAGCCACAAUAACUAGGGUUACCAGACGUUUACCAAACGGAGGUCAUGGGGGAACAUAUUUAGGGCACUCUUACAACUUAAAUAAGAUUAUGUUGUUAAAGUGCCUACAGAGUUCCUUUCACUUUGAAUUCUUACCAUAGAGAAUAAAACUGAAAUACUUAAAUUGUUUAAUUUAUUCAUAACUAACUCUAAAUUUCCCAACAUAGGUACAGCUUUCCACCACCCCCUCCACUACCCUUGGUGAAACUCCAAUUGGUUUUUCGUGCAAGUCUAAAAAUGAUAUUAAGCCUAGCAAUAACCAAAUUUGAAAAAUAGCUAGAUUGGAGAGUAUUCUAAUGUAACUAUUGUGGCUCAAAGAUUGCAAGUCCUUUGUCCUUUCUGCACCACCCCAGCUUCGGUGGAUAAACAUCUAUCUUCAUUUUAGCUACUAACGCUAUCGCUCAGCUACAGGAACCAGAGGAUGGGGAGGGUUAAAAUGCAUUAUCGAGAAGGCAUCCCUCCUGCACUUAAGGGAUUAAAGGCCAAGUUAUAGAGCAAUAUCAUCCCUUCAAGGAGACACAUUCACAUUUCGCUAAGCAGACAAGGGGAAGCAGGGAAGGAGAUCCUAAUAGGAAUUUCAUGUUGAUUGAUACACCUGGAUGGAAAUUUAUGAUGAGAAAUGUUUGUUUGAGGCUGAGCUGAUAGACGUACAGGCCAUUUUGGGGCCGUAGCCAAGUAAUAAAGUAACUGUUGUCUUAAGAUGAUAUAAAGCUAUGCGGUGUCAGGGGAUGUUUUAAAAAUAUAAUGUGGAAAAUGGAUUCCAUAUGAAAGUCUGGAAAGAGAUAUUUCGUAGGCCGGAAUGAAUUGUGUCCCUUUCCUGUUAAACUAUCACUCGUAUACUUACUGGAUGAAUAAACAAUGGCCUCCUUAAAUCGAAAUAUAUCGAUAGGCUGGUAUAGCACAUACAUUGAUUACAUUACAGGGAUAGUAUCUACAGGAGCUAACGAGUUGAAAUUAAAGGAAAGUAAUCUCUAUCUUACUGCUGGAUCCAUCAGAAUGAUAUUUGGGGCUUUUUAAAUUAACAGUGGAAUGCUGUGGAUAUUUGUGCCAACUUCGCUGUUUUAACCUAAAGUUUGCAAAGUAUCUGUAAAUGAACCACGUCGCAGCAAUUAGUGAAUAAAUCCUUUUUGUCUUGGUUUUGGUGGUGUCUCUGCCCUAAUGCUCGUUGCUCAGUAUUAAUCACAACACAACUAAGUUGUGCUUACCCCCAAACUAUUCCUAAUGUCUGCACACUCAGACCUUACUAGUACAUUCCACUGCACACCAGACUUCUUAGAAAAGGUACAUUUAUUUGCAGAAAAGGGAAAAAUAUAAAACAUGGAACUACAAGCAAAAGAUUGCCUAGAUCAGUCCUCAUAUGCGCCAGUCCUAUAUCAGAUAGUAUGUGAAGGGUGAUAACAACAUGUUCUGUGAUCCUACCCUGCCAUAAUAUGCAGUAAAUCCCACUGGAGAAAAAUAUGUAAAAAAAAUAUAACAGAUGCUACGAAAAAUGAUAAAAGUACAGCACCUGUGAGAAGGUGGAAGAACCACAUAGAAGUGACCCAAGGAAGGAACGAAAUGUACCCGAACGCAUUUCACGCCAGGCACUGCGCUUUCUCAACAGGCAUGAAUUGCGUUCGGUGCAUUUUGGUCCUUCCUUGGGUCACUUCUAUGUGGUUCUUCCCCCUUCUGGUAGACAGCCACUACAGGCAAUUUAGUACUGCAAUGAGUUUCUCGAAAACUGCAGUGAUCUUCAUUGUAGGACUAAAGGGGGCAGGGACACGGCUCCCCAACAAGUGAGUGCUUCUAAUCCCCACAAUUGGUUGUAUCACUUAUUGUAAACAUGUUGCUGUAAGCUUUGUAUGAUUUCUAUUGUAGAUUUUAGACACAUUUCCACAAGUGAAUGCAGGUAUAUUUAUAUUUUAUUUGGUGAUUGGCCAUACCACGGCUUACCCCCAAACUCUUAUCGUUUACUGCUUCAUAAUGCCUUGUCCUCUUAAGAAAUAAAAAAUGUGUUCUCAUUAAAAAAAAAAAAACAGUACAAAUAUAAUAAAAAGAAAAAAAAUGAAUAUAGGCAUUAAAGAGAAAACAAAAGGUUAAAGUGACUUUGAUAUGUAAUGCAACUCAGAAGGUUCAUCUUAAAUGUGCAGUGUUUUUGGCCAGCAUUCAAAUUAAAUAGUUAUUUAUACGUUACAGUAUAAAAGGCAUAAUGUUCAUUAAGUCAUCAUUCACUCGGCAGGAGUGUUCAGAGCUGUAUCCUCGCUAAUAGGACAAUCCUCUCUAUUCAGCAGCCGAGAGAUUUAUCCUUACACGUUGGAGGGGUAUCCCCGGACCUUUGUUUCUGGUGUCUAGGAAACAUUCUUUCGCUGUGUCUCCGUUAGCAGUGAUGUGUUGAUGAGAUUGUUUUGGUUGGCUGAGACCCUAAUUACUUUUUUCUAUUUUUUUUUAUUAACUCUUACAUAUCUUCCAGUGACUCAUAAAACGUAUGGUGUGGAACAGAGCUCCAAGGCGUUGCUGUAUUGUGUCCUGAGCAGCAGGCUUGUUCAAUAGACAGUUUCAAUAAAUGGUUUGGAGACAAUUUAUGUAAAAUAAUAAAUAAAGAUGAACAAUUUAGAAGAUAUGCCAAAUAAAACAUACAUGUAAUUACGUUUGCACGUUGUCUUUGGGGAUGUGUAAAAUAUUGGAUUUCGAGUGUUGCAGAUCUAAUAUCUGCAGCUACUGCAAGUCCUUCCCUUCUGCCCAGCACAGAUUAUCUCGUCUUUGCCAGGGAACGACCAACCAGAGGCUUCUCAGAAGUUUCGCGUGUCAGCCGCGCAUUCACAUACCUACCAAGUGUGUCCACUUAGGAAGCGUAAUAUUUUUCUAUUCUAGGCCCAAAUCCAUCUGUCUCUCUUUUUAUCCUAAUGCCCCUAUUUUCUAUGAGCUCCAUAUUGUUGGUGUCUCAGUGUAUAACAGAGCUCCACAGCAAUAAUACUCCCAGUAAUGUGACUUUAAACUACAAUAAAAGUGUUUAGAAAUCAGUUGGUGCAAAUAAGAUCCAUUGUUCUUGUUCUAAAUGACAUUUUAGUUGCGUAAACUGUUUUCAGUAAGUCACUAGAGCUUUCUCAGAACAACCCCACCCUAAUCACACCCUUAUUAAAAUUCAAUUUGUGGAAUGCAUGUCACAAUUUCAUAUUUCAUACCUCCUAACAAUCCUGUAUACGGUGGGACAGUCAUGAUUUGGGAUCCCUGUCCUACCGUCUCAAGUUUUUUUUUCCUCUGGGAUAUCAGAGAAAUGCCUCAUAAAGAGCAGAGCGUGUGCGUCAUUAUAUGCCUUUUUGCCUUUUCCGAUCAACGCAAAUUAACGCUGAACUGUUGUACAGCGCUACGGAAUUUGUUGGCGCUAUAUAAAUAAUAAAAUAAUAAUAAUAAUAAUAAUAAUAACUGUUUUCGAUAAUCCAGGCUCAUGUUCAAACUAUGGGAACUGGGAGGCUGGAUGAUAACCGUCAGGGAACGAAGAGGAGGAAAAAGUGUUUUUACGUAAAUUUACGAACCCGAAAUUUAUGAAACCCAAUGCGGCUGCUUGGAAUUGGUGCAUUCUUUUCUGCCUGCACUUGGACACUUUGUCUGCGUCUGUUUGCACUUAAUAAUACCAUGUCUAAACAAUAAUCAACAAAGCAUGGACGCCAACGGUGUUUAGAGCUGUGAAGAUUACAUAAACCGAAGAGAUUUUCUUGUUAAAAGACUAAAAUCAAUGAAGAGCUUAGCUAAUGGCAUGGAAGAUCUUACACUUGUCGAUAGCACUUACAAACUGACAGUAUCCAUGACAGGCUCAGACUUAGUUCCCAUUAAUGCGUCUGUUUUCUAGCUGCUUUUUAUCAGUUUUGCCUAAUUUUAGAACAUAUAUUUAACAGCGCAGAUUCUACUGUGGGCACUACAAUUUUGCGAAAAAUUUAUUUUUUUAUUUUAUGCAAAUUUUAACCCUUACGAAAUUUUGAAGACAAGCAAAUUGUAGGUGCUUUUGCAAGAAUGUCCGUAGAGUCAAGGACGCCAGCUUUUUAUGUUUUGCUUUACUGUGAAAUUUUUCACCCAUCUCUCUUUAUAAAUUAGAUUCUAAUUAUUGAUGCCUGUUUGAAGCUGGUGUACUCUAUAUUUUAUUCCUAAAAUAAAUCAUGUAGCAUUUUAAUAAUUCAAGAUCCCAAUUAGUAAGGGGAAGUGUAAUUUGAAAUUAGCAUUGAUCAUAAACGCUGGAGACAUAGUAUUCUCUCAGCCGUCCCUGGGGUAUUGUGUUUUCUCAGCUUUGGAGAAUUGAUUAUAUUUCAGCUCAAGGGCUGGAAAAUAAACUGUGAAUCAUGAUACCGAUGGACAAGAGGACAAGAUGUUAAGUAUCUAUGGAUAGACCUCUUUGCCUAACCAUGGUCGAAGAACAUCCGCCCAUAAAUAGUCACCUUGGGAAAUAAAAUAACUGUGCCUGGCAUCACACGGGAAUUCCUAUAUGGACUUAUUUGGAGAUGAAAAUAUGGCUGACAAAAUUAAUUUCUUUUUUCUCAGUUAAUUUAAAAUACACUGUAGUUAUAGGUGAUUUGAAAUAAAAAAAACAAAAAAAAAAACGUUUCUCAUGACUGGCAGAAACUCAGAUCCCCCCAAAAGGUGCCAAAAUGACAGCCGAACGGAGUUUGAUAGUUCACGACUUUCUGGAGAAUACAGAAUAAAUUAAUAAUAAUGCAAAGAUUCUGCAAGUGGCAGUGCCGAUUUAAUUAAGUCCCAUUUACUGCAAGCUUUUUGGAUAUGCACUGAUGAGGGUAAUAAUCUGAUGAAUGUUUGUGCUAUGACAGACAGGGUGAGUGAUCUUGCUCUUUUACUUGGGCCUUUGUUCCAAAACAAAAAAGAGAUGUUGGCAUGUGAAGAGAUGCAAAGUGCUACCGUUAAUGAAACAAGCCUAAUUAAUUGGGUUUCAAAAUAUGGGGCUGGAAUCCUGAUCAUAUAUUAGUAUUAUUUAUAGAGCGCAACAAAUUCCACAGCGCUGUACAAUGGGAGUAUUUGAAACAAAACAAGUUGGGCGCACUGGAACAGAGGGGGUUGAGGGCCCUGUUCAAAUGAGCUUACAUUCUAGAGGUAGUGGCACAAGAGGUUAGAGUAGGAUGUAUUUCGUAUACGCGGAAAAGUAGGUUACUAGAAAAGUUUACAAUGAUGGGUUAGGCCUCAGGGAGCGUGCGCAGCUUAGCGGACAAUGGCAUAUGUAUGAGUGUGGGAAUGGAUGAAACAGAAUAGGCUGUGUUUAUGUUGGGGGAGUGUUGUAUGAGAGGAAGUGGGUGGUGACAAUUGGGACUGACCUCAGUGCCACUGAGGAGCCGGGCCAGCAACAAGUUUCCCACCCACCCUCCCUUUUGUUUUUUGGGCCCAGGGUGUUGUCACAGCAGCGGGGGAAGGGCAGGGGGGCUUUGCCAAGUAAGGGGUGGUGUUUUUUUGCAGGUUAGCUGAAGGUGGGGGGUAAUGGUUGGGUCUCAUCAUCCCCUGUCUCUUUGGUGAACCUUAAGAGGUAGCAAGUUGGACGUGUCCCCACUGAGCUAAAAGCCUGCUGGUGGGGUGCCAAAAAGGCAAGAGGAGUUUAUUAUGCCGUUUCUUUUGAUGACACAGUUGCAGGAGAGCAGUAAGAUGGGUUACCAAAGUGCAGGGAGGGGAAGUUAGUAACAGUUGAACUGAUAUGCUUUCCUAAUAAAGUGUAUUUCUAAAUAUUUUUUGAAGGACUGGAAACUGGGUGAGAAUCUAACCGAGUGGAGAAGUGAGAUCCACAGUAACAGUGCAGCCCAGGAAGUCAAUGUAGGGACUGACAGAGUGGGGAUGUGCGGGUGGACAGCAAGAUGAGCCUCACCGCUGCAUUCAUCAUAGUCUGUAACACAGCAUACUGGAAACGCGUAAGACCACUGAGAAAUGAAUUGCAGUAGUCAAGGCGAGAAUAGCGGCAUUGAUCAGCACUUUAGCUGAUCGAGUCCAAUAUAUGUGUGUGCUAUGUUUUUGAGAUUGAAGUGGCAGGAUUUGGUGAUUGACUGGACAUGAGGGGUGAAGGAGAGGUUAGAGUCAAAAAGUAGACCUAGGCAGCGAGCCUGCGAGGUAGAGCUGAUGGUAGUACUAUUGAGUUGGAGGGAGACAGACACGUGAGAUGCAACACUUGGGGUCUCCACAGGAUACGCAGCCAUGCACCGAUUCCUGGAACUUUGGGGUUGCCGAGCAGGUAAGCGUGGUAGUUUGGCUGGUAGGGCUGGCUAGAGGUUUUUUCAUAGCAGGUCCUGCCAGAAUUCCUCACGGAUGUAGUUCAGCCUUUGCAUUGUACAGCACUUGCCUCCCUGUUGCAGUCGGGAACAUGCAGCUUCUGCCAUAUUGGGUUUGUCUCACUUAGGUGCCACUGAAAGCACAGCAGCACAGCCUGCUCUCUGUGGAGGUGGGGACCAGGUUCACGCCAACCGGUCCAUGGUGGGCAGCAGGGCUUCAGUUUCAUGAUAUUGCAGGCCUGUGUGCAUCAGGCCUGGAAAUAGGCCGCCUCUCCCCAUGACAUUGCUCACUAGACCUCGCUUAGAUUAGGUCUCAUGUAGAUUUACACCAGAGGCAGUAGAUGCAGGGUGCCAAAAAAAGCUUAAUAUGCUUAAGAUAAGCAGACAAAAUGUACUGGAGACUGGACUAAUUCAUUUUGGACUUGGAGAGCUCUCGGAAAACACAUCCAGUCGUCAUUGCAGUCAGGCACAAUCCCCCCUUGACACUCACCUUCAUCCCAGGAGGCAAGCAUUGACCAUUAUUGCCUUGAUAUUUCUUAUAAAUUAGCAAUCCCAGCACAUCAGUGAGACACAAGAACUAUAGCACAUUCAAUCACAGACCUUCGAAAAUGUGGCCACUCUGGAUACAGAGUACCAUGAAAGCGACAAUUUUUCUGAAGAUUUCAUUCUAUUGUAACAUUUCCCUUCAUUCAGCUAUUACCUUAUUUCUUUGGCACUUAUAUUCAACAAUGUUAUCCCAUUCAGUCUAAAACUAUUUCCUAUUAUAUAAAAUCAGGCAGGAAACUGGAAACUGGAAAAUAUGUGCCAUCUUUUAUUGUAUUUUUUUUUUUAUCUUCAAAACAUUUAUUUGUCAAACUAUCGAUCUUUUUGAGCACAGAGCUCACUAUGUCUGGCUGAGCAUGUUGUCUUAUCGUUAUUGCAAGUACAAUUAUCGUUAGUGCAAUUACUGGAGCUCGGUGGAAUGGUUUUGUACAGGCGAUUUGCAUUGAUAUUCUGGGGUCUAUUCUCGAAAUUGGAAAUUGCUGAGAAUUGGAAAAAAAUAUUUAGCCCAAACUGAAAAAAUAUCUACAACACAGCUUUCUUUAUAUUUCAGCUAUUUGGCCUAUAAUUGAUCAUUUCAUAAUCAAUUAUCCAAAAUUCCCACUUUAAUGAAUAAACCUUCAAUGUUACUAUACAAUAUUUCAUUUUUCCAGUUUCACUUUGGACACUGUGUUAUCUGUUGGGCCUUGCAAGCUAUGCCUCGAUUGGGGGGAGGAGUUUGGGAGGGUUGAUAACGAUUUCUGAAGCCAAACUCUCAGCGCAGAGAGAGCUAUAACAGACCCACAUUUCUUUAUGUAGCUAUUUCUCCAAUAAAGAUAUUAACACCGAUAAUAGGGCUGCAAUCGGAAGUCGAUGAGCUGAUGCAUUGAACAUUUGAUACUUAGAAUCUUCGGUACAUUGAAACAAUGUAGCACGCAGCCAUUUUUGUUUCAAACCCAAUCUGUUAAAAUGUGUCAUUAUCAUUUCCGACACAAAGGAACAUUAAAAAUGCUGAAACAGCAACUUUUUCCAAUAAAGCGACAGCUGAUCAUCACCUUCACUGCAGUCAGGUAAUUAGAUGCGUGCAGAACGAGCCAUGAAGUGAAUGGUUUAGAACCAUAUUUUCCUUAUUUUUGCUCGUCACAGCCUCUCUGCCCCCCGUGUAAACAUAACUUAGUGCGUCUCGGAGUUCAUAGACAUCCACUUUAAUGUAAUCUUCGGAUUUAAAGAAAGCAGAGAAAAUCUACUUUGUGGGGCUUUGAAAGAUGGUUUUAAUUUGCUUUUUAAUCUGUGAUAUUAAAUGAACAGUAAAGGUUAAUUAAGUCAUUUUUUACACAGCAUGCUUAUUAGGUUUCUGCUAUGCUAGCCAAUGAAGCCAUCUAAUGCUGCCCAUUGAUAUUGUGGAGAAUAUAGAAGAUGUUCUUGGUCUCGUAUGCAAUCUUAGCACCCGAGGGAGCUGCACUGUUUGAUCUGUACCCAGUGGAAGCCAUAUUGUAGACAAUGGCAACUUUGCCAGCAAGCUCUGUACACACCCAUGGAUCAAUUUUGCUGUGUCUCUUUUUCUUCAGUGUCCCAGUGAAGUGGGACAUCAUAAAGGUAACAUCCAGGAUGCCAAAACUGACUUCCAUACUGACACAAUUCCAGGAAACCUGGGUCACGUAGCAGUUUUGUAUUUGCUGAAUAAUUUGGUGUGUGUUCCACAACGUAUGUUUUGGUGUAGGUUUGUGAACCCAGUGACGUUACCUUCACAGCAGCUAUAUUUUAUAAAGGUUCAGUUCUGCCAGAGGAUGAUUUUAGAGUGACAUUUAUGGCCAGAUUUAUCAUUGACUUUGCAUAUUUCUACACAUAGAGCUGAGAGUGACAAGCUAGCGCUCACAUCCAGUGGAUGGGCAGCAGAAUUGAUGGGUCACAGGCUAUUCGGUGCCCGAUGGGAUCCAGGUAAGAGGAUAAACCAUUUCAAAAUCGUCUGCCCCAGAAAUGGGGUCAAGGUACUCCUAGCAUAGCUACUACAGCGGGCCGUAGUGGACAGGAUGCUUGAAGUAACCCUUUAAACCAUUUACGACAUGUAUCUCUGGCCAUCCACAGUCCAACCAGCACCCAUUGAAGGUAUGGUUAAAGCAGACAUUGAUCACUUCCUUAAUGAUACCAAUUCAUACCAGAAAUGGACGAGUGUUAUAGGCUGAAAACAAUCAGCUGAUAUUGUCUUCCAAUCACCACCUGCCAAUGCUGCUCAGGUCAAUUAAUGUUUCUUCCUUAAGCCAAGCAGCACAGCGGACAUGGGAUUCAGGAACUUUCCUUUAGCUUCACACCAUUAAGAAAAACAGUUUAACUCUAAAUGGAAGCAUGGCUCCAGUGAAUACUAGACACUAUAACCACUUCAAUAGGAUGAAGCAAGUACAGUGCCUACAGUGUCUUAAGUAAUCUCUCCAAAUCUAUCCAUUACAGGCUCUCCCGCAAAUGCAUUAGUCAACAGGACUUUCUCCUGAUACAGAGUAUUUCCCUCGUGUAAUAUUACAUGACAUCCAGCACCCUGGAGGUCUCUUCGUCUGAUAACAGGCAGCAGUUCCUGUGUUCUAACUUCACAACAAAGAACUUGCUGUUGAUUCCACCAAUGUGCCUGAGAAACACUGUGAUCUAUUGAUAUUAACUGUGCUUCUAUUUCACUUUGCUGUACUUGCGUCUGUUGCAGUUACUGUUUAUGUACAAAGAAUUUCCUUAGCAGGAAAAAAAACUAAACAUUGUUUUCAAAAAUAUACAAAUACGUUCAGAUAGUUGUAGGGAAUUCUUCAAGCUAAAUGGCAAAUUUGGGGGAGAUUCAGAUUUGCUGCAGAGCAACAAAAUUAAUCCGACAUACAACUUAACCACUUCAUUGCCAAAAUCCAGUAUAUAUAUUUACAUUUUCAAAAUAAUAUGCAGAAUGCAAUUUAGUCCAUAAAGCCUCACUCACCUUUAUUUAUACUCUAUGAUUGAUAACCAGCCUGCAAACACAUUUCUUUGUCAGAUGUCUCUGGUCAUAUAAUGCCUACAUAUAUAAUGAAAAUGCAAGCUCAACCACUGCAUUCAAAUAAUACAGGAAGUUUCAAUGAGUCAUAUCAUUCCUAUAAUCAGUGAGGAGAGAGGUGUGAAUGCACUCUCUCCAGUAUUGCAUUAGCAUUCCAGAGAUUGAUGAAGAUUGUUAUUUUGUUUGAUUGUUUUUUUAAAUAAAAAUAUAAUUUAAUUGUAUUUACUUAAUCUUGGCAUUAUUCUCAAAUACAUUCUUUUUUACAUUCUGCAAGGUAUUUUUAAAUCAUUUUUAGGGUUUUAAAAAAUUUAAUUUUGGCACACCUACUGUAUCGUAUGCUAGCUAUGCAUCCUUUGCUUCAAAUAGAUGUUAUGUGAAUAUUUUUUCUAUUUUUCAAUCUAAUAUUUUUGGGAAUGAAGGGCUUAACUAGUUACUUGCUAAACUGAAUUUUCGGGAACAGCUGAGUUUGAGAAUUUUACAUUUUAGCCUAUUUUAAUCUCAAAUUGCAAUCCUCUUGAAAAUGACAACAAUUAAUGGUUUGGUAAAUUACCCAGUGAGUGUUUACAAAUUAAAACAGAUCUUGUGGUAACGGAUUGAUGAUAGAAUGAUAGAUGGGGUAUAGAUUGCAUGGAGUAAUAGGUGGGGUACAUACUGGGUAGGGUCUUAGAUGGUGGCACACAUAACAGAUGGGGACAGAUUGGAUGGAGCAAAAUAAACGGGUGGGGUAAUAGAUGGGGUACAGAUUAUAUUGGAUAACCGAUAGGGCAGGGAUUGAGUGAGGACUAGAUGGAGGUACAGAUUGGGUUGGGUAUUAAGUGCGUAAUAGAUUACGUAAAGUGGGUGAUUUCAUAAAUUUGGGCAAAUAUUAAGUGUAGUAAUAGAUGGGGCGCCAAUUGUGUGGGGCAAUAGAUGGGCUACAAAUUGAUUAAGGUAUCUGGGGAACAGAAUGGGUAUGGUACGGAUGGAGCACAAAUUGGGUGGAAUAACAGAUAUUAUUAUAUAUUGUAAUGCUUUAUUUUGCAGGAGCAGAACUUUACAUUUGAAGAUUUAACUUAGAUCACCCCCACACAAUCUUAAUAGCAUUUUAAAUAUUUUAAAUCAAGCUGCAAUAAAAAUACACUUACUAGAUUAUCUGGAAAUCUCCAGCACAUAAAAAUAAACUACAGAAAAAGUAAAAAGCCACAAAAACUAAUUAAACAUAUGUCUGAUAUUUACGCAGCAGCCGAAUAUUGAAACAAAUGGUUUCAGUAAUUUAAGGUCACAUAGUAUUCAAGCUUUACAAUGGUUCAAUUAGCGGCACUAAAUAUUGCGCUCUGUUAUGUUGUUGUAACAGUUCUGUAACGUUCAUAGUCUUCCCAGGGUAGCGAUAAAACAGAAGAAGUAUAAUCUCUUUAUAUUAUUUAUAAUAAAUAUACAAUGAACUGCUAUCCACAGCUUAGGCUGUUACGGAAGUGCAGCUAAUGGUCCUACGGAGCAUUGCUUAUCUUUGUCAUGGCAAAACCUACAGAGAGUAAUACUGGCUCGUGUCACAGGAAAAUAAGUUGACUAAUGAACAAGACAAGACUUUUUGCUAGUGGGAUGCUUUAUUUAUUGAUAAGAAACGACAGGGUUUUAUUUUAAUAAAUUGCGUAAAUAUUCUGAGCUUAUUAUGGAGAAUGAACGAACUCCAGAAACGUGCCACGUGGAUUAGCUCAGAAUUGAAGAUUAUGCUAACUUUAGUGUAUUUAUAAUCUUAAUUUGUCAUAAUAAUGACAGGAGGCAAAUAUUUUGCAUAUAUCUUUCUUUACUGAACUUCAUAGAAACAUAGAAUGUGACGGCAGAUAAGAACCAUUCGGCCCAUCUAGUCUGUUCCACAACAAGGAAACAAAGAACCAAUCAAAAACAAGGAGAGUACAUAUGAGGUGAAGCAGUCUUAAGCACCUCCUCUUCCUAAAUGCGAAAUAUAGAAACAUAAUAUCCAACAUAACAACAUGUGCAAACAUCAUCUCAAAGUAUCAAAAAAGAUUGAUGAAUUAAAAGACAGGCAACGAGGUAUUCCGCCCUUAAGGUAAUGUUGCCAUCAAGACAGAAGUUCUGUAUAUCUUUUGUUAUGUCCAUUAACCAGCGAAAGCGAGCGCCCCCUAACCGAUUGAUGUAGUGCACCGCAGACACAUUGUCCACCCAGAACAGAAUGCCGCAAUUGGAUCUUCCUUUUUCGAGGCUGUGAAUGGCGAAGGAACAGGCCAGAAGUUCCAGACAAUUGAUAUGUAGGGAGGUUUCCUGUUGCAACCACACACUCCCAGUGAAAGUCUUGUCACUGGUAGCAUCCCAACCUCAAAGGCUGGCUUCUGAUUCCAGCACAAAAUCCAAAUGUGGACCGAAGAUGGCGUGUCAGUUCCAUGGUGUUUUGCACCAGCAGAAUCAAGGGAAAGGAAGGACAGGAACCUUUUAGUUUGAGGCAAGUAAACCAGUCUUCCUCCUGCAGAAGGUCCCUCAGAAGAUGGAUACCCUCCAUGGCGGUAUACUACAUAAGUGUUAUAGACUCUUGAAGUUAUCACAGGUCUGAAUACCCCUGUCUUCUUUUUAACUAGCAGAGGUUGCUGAAGAAACAUCUGCAGUCCAUGACAGGUUGAAUUGACCCUGUCUGGUGUAGUUUCCACAUCGACUAAAUGGGUGCUGUCUACAGAGAAAUGGACGGGAUGCGGGGCAAACCACUGAAAAGGUUUGAAAGUGAACUCCAUCACGUACCCCUAUAUUGUCUGCAGUACCCAAGUGUCCAAGGAGACUUCUACCCACUUCUGGAAAAAAAAGAGAAAGACCGUCUGCAGUCAGCACUAAAUAAAGUUUUAGUGAACGCGCUAACGCGCUAAAGCAGGGGAACAAACACAGCACAUCAAGGGAAAUUUACCAAACCAACCCCAAAAGGGAAUAACCUCCCCCAAACAAUUCUUUACAGAACACAGUUGUGUAUUUUGAAUCUGUGCUGCCCUAGGCAUGACGGAACUCGGGCACAGACACACACACUCUCACUCGGACACAGACACACACACUCUCACUCACUGACACACACUCACAGACACACACUGACAGAUAUACACAGUCACUUAGACACAAAGGCUCCCUCACAAACACACACUGACAGACAUACACACACUCACAGACAGACACACACACAAUCACUUAGACACACAGGCGUCCUCACAGAUACACACUGACAUACACACACACACACUCAGACACAAACACACAUUCACUGACAGAUACACACUCACAGACACACACAGCUACUCAGACACACAGGCUCCCUCACAGACACACACUGAUAGACAUACAGACACACACUCUUACUCACAGACACACACAAUCAAUCAGACACACACUGACAGACAUACACUCACUCACAGACACACACUGACAGACAUACAUACAUACAUUCACUGCCAGACACACACACACACACUGACAGAUAUACACACACAGGCACACUGACAGACUGACAGCCAUACACACACCCUGACAGCCAGACACACACAUACACACUGAGAGCCAGAAACACACAUACACACUGAGAGCCAGAAACACACACACACACACUGACAGACAGCCACACACACACACACACACCCUGGCAGCCAGACACACACACACACACACACACACAUUUCCCCCCAACACUCACAGAUUAUUCUAAAAUUUUAAUUUAAAUCCACCCAGCCAGUUGAGGUUCAGACGGGCGGCGAGGGUGCGUGUGUUUGUGAGCGCUCCCUGCUCAGUUCCCUUGUGCGCCACAGAGUGAUGCCGGGAGCCAGAAUAUGAGCCAGUAAUCAGCAUUCCCUUGUUGUCUGCCUGGAGUUCUGCUAGCCGUCUGCCACCAGGCUAACAAGGCAUUUGCCUGGGCAUUUGGGGAAGCGGCAAAAACAUCGCUAAAAGAAAAGGAGAUAGAGGAAGAAGGCCCAACAAUAAGGAUCAUGAAUAGUACUAAUGAAACCAGUGCAAAAAACAGCUGUGACUUGCUCCCAGUGUGGAACAGCAAAGAAAGAGGAGGAGCUUAAGGCAGUUUCACCCCAUAUAUACUCUGCUUGUUUUCCAUUGGUUUUCCAUUGUAUUCAAAUAAGAACUAAUUAAGGACCAUUUAAUCAGCCUGUUUCCUAUCUAACAACCUCUGCCGCCAUACAUAGCGCUUUGCUAGCUAAACAGUGACCUGUGAUUAGGGUCAGGAACACAAACAUGUAUUCCUGACCCUAUAGGGUUAAAACCACCAUCUAGCCCCCCUGGGCCCCUCAUGCCUCCCUAAAUAUAGAAAUCUUACUUGUAUUCAAGUCUGGAAAUGCUGGCUUUGUGCCUGUUUCCUUUAGACCUGCCCACUGCCUGCUGAUAUCAGUAGAAGUGGUAGCCUGAUCCAGUCACAAUGCUCCCCAUAGGAUUGGCUGAGACUGACAAGGAGGCAGAUCAGGGGCAGAGCCAGCACAAUUCAAACACAGCCCUGGCCAAUCAGCAUCUCCUCAUAGAGAUGAAUUGAAUCAAUGAAUCUCUAUAAGGAAAGUUCAGUGUCUGCAUGCAGUGGGAGGAGAUACUGAAUGUUUGGAUGCAUUUUAGGCAGCCAUGACCCAGGAAGGAUCUCUAACAGCUAUCUGAGGAGUGGCCAGUGAAGUUACCACUAGGCUGUAAUGUAAAGACUGCAUCUUCUUUGAAAAGACAGUGUUUACAGCAAAAAGCCUGAAGGUAGUGAUUCUACUCACCAGAACAAAUUAAAUAAGCUGUAGUUGUUCUGGUGACUAUAGUGGCCCUUUAAUAGUUGCAGAAUGUGGCUGAAAAUUAAAAAAAUAAAAAAUAAAAUAAAUUAUUCAAAUUCUGCCACUGCAUUUUCAUCUGUGUGCUAUUGCUAUUUUGGCUGCAAUGAGACAGUGAGUGAGCAUGUAUAGUUCGUCCUCCCUGGAUGAAUGGGGGAAGAUGUGGAGUAGGUAGCAUUCUGGGGAUUUUUGUACUUUAAUCUUCAGCUCCUCUAAGAGAAACUGUUCUAUUGCGUCCCAGAAUUCGCCUAUUUUCGGACAUGUCCAAAAUACAUGGAGUAGUGUGCCUUCGUUGUCAUGGCAUCUCCAGCACAUGGGAGACGUGUUUGGGUAAAUAUGCCCUAGGCGUGACGGUACCAUAUACCACCUCAUAAGUAAUUUACAAAACGCCUCUCUGUGGGCCAGGCUGUAUGUGGUUUUCUUCACCCUACCCAGAGCCCUCCGCCAUGUAUCUUGGCUAAUUUGUGUAUGGAGAUCCUUCUCCCAAGAGCUCAUGUAUGAGGGAAUUUCCUUGUCUACUAGGUUCAUGAGUGAGGUGUAACAAAAAGAAUAUGCUUUGAUGCCCUUUAGUUUUCCUUGGCACUUGAGGAUAAAUCGUGGCGGUGGGUAUUUCCUGCCUCUAUGUAGUUUAUGAUUAUGUAGAAUGUUUUUUAUGCGUAGGUAUGUGAAUAGUUCCCUAGACGGGAGGGUGAAGGUCUGUUGUAGUAUUGGGAAAGGUGCCAUUCCCGCAUCAUCGAUGCCACUGCAUUUUCACCAAACAACUAGUUACUUAGCAAAGAAACCACUUAUUACUAUUUCCGAAUCAGAACAAGUGUUUAUCGAUUGCAUUAAUAACCUAUGUAUUAACUUGUCCUGUACCACUUUGCUACAAGGUUAUGCUAUAUAUCCUCAACCCUAACUUGAAAGAUGUAUAUCUCUCUCCUCAAAGGACAGAUAUUAUUAGUAUUUAUGGUAGUGCCAACAUUUCCUGCACGGCUUUACAAUUGUAGUGGCGUUGUUUAACGAGUUACUGGCAGACAAAAAAAUGAUGUUUACAGACACAAUUAUAUAGACAGAAGUGACGAAUGCCCUGCUCAAACAAGCUGACAAUCUAGGAGAAAUGUUCAUUUAUUCCAGCCAACGUAAACCUGCUUGAUUUAUUAUGAAAAGAAACUCAACACAAAUGGACCCAAUUUAUUUACAGAUUUAACUUUUUUCAUUUUUUUUAUACAUGGUCAGUGAGUUUUUAAACUUCCCUUUUUAUUUUUUUACUUGCACCCAUGGCAUUUUUUAUUUUAUAUAUUGUUAGGCUUGAUGUUUGAAUACCGAUAAUGGAAGCAUCAACUAUAUAUAUAUAUAUAUAUAUAUAUAUAUAUAUACACACACACACACACACACACACACAUACAAACACACACAUUUGUUUGUAUGUGUGUGUGUGUAUGUCUGCCUGAGUGUGAAAAAAUUAAAAGGUGGUAUAUUUAAAUAGCUUUAAUGAGCUCAAAUAUUUUGGAAGAUAUACAUCUCUUCCUUCUAUUAGGGGCCCCUCUUCAAGGCUGUAAGGUCACUUAAUGAAUUUCUUUUAAAUCAGUUAGUGGAUUAUCAGAGGGUAAUCUAACUCCUGUGCUGUGCUUAAAACACGGGCCCAGUGCGCUGGGGAAAAUAGCGUAUAAUCCCUUUCCUGUUAAUGCUCUGGGUUUAUCGCUGGCGAUUUAUAAAGAAGGCUGCUUUUGUGUUUCACUACUCAGCUGGUGAAAGGCAGCAGCGAUUGGGUUGAACGUCAAGCUUGCCAAUUCUUACAUUCAAAUCCAUCUCCUAACACAGUCCCUGAUCGCAAGUUGAAACAGAGUAUUGCAGCCUUUUGAAGUCCAUUAAGGGCACAGUAAAUGCAUCUAUUCAGAGCACUUCCCACCCACUAAGAUUUCUGGAAAUCAUACAGAGAGGUGGCCACAACAAGCCUACGCUAUCCUGCUGACAAAUCAACAGCACACACAGCCAGAAAGCACUCAUUUAUACCAUGUGCAUCUUAUUUGGACAUAGAAUACCAUGGUCUGGUGGUCAAGGCACAUUCAAACAAACAUUUAGGGCCAAUUAAUGCUGGUUCAGCAAUCUUCCUUUUUUUUCUUUUAGGCUCAGAAUGUUGAAUCUCUUUUAGUUAAAGCGGCACGGUCAUCUCCCUGAAAAAUGAGUAUAUAAUAAAGAUAGUAUAUAUAUUUUUUUUAAUAAAGAUAGUAUCUUGUUGAAAUGUCACUGGAAUUCCAACCUAGUCAAAAAAUGUAUACUGAGACACGGGGUGAAGAGGACCUGCCGGGAGAAGAUGGCGUUCAGCGCCCAUGAGGUAAGUAAAACUCACCUUUACCUGCCCCCGGCCACCCGACCCCUAAUGAUGAUGUCAACGUCGGGGGUCUUUGCAACCUCUGUGAAGACACCAGACGGUGACAGACAGUGCCACCUAAAAGGAACACUGUAUGCAGAAUGUGAUCUACAUUUGAAUGCAUUCUGAUUCUGGUCUAAGUGAAAAUCUGGUUUAUAGGAUAUGCAGUUUACCCCCCAGAUUCAGUUAACUCAUGCCAUGAGCUGAUAGCAGCCAUGUUGCAGCAGGAACACUGUGCAUGAAGACUACACAAACAAAUAUAACUGAUCUUCAAUAGCAAAGAGGGAUGUAACAUUCCUCCUUCGAUGUCACUGCUUCAGGAGACAGUCUUAGAGCUGCAGCAAUUUUUCCAAAAUAGUACAUUAAUCAGCCGGAGUGUGCUGUGACUCAGUAACAGGGGGACUGACUCCCUGCACCAUAACUUUUGCAAUGAUGCAGAGCUGUUAUGGUGCUUAAGCACGACCCUUUAUACAAUUGUUGUUACUUAUUCCUACAUGAAGCUCACGGGCAGAGUCCUCUACCUUUUGUUUUGGUCUGUUUAUAAUCUAUUGUCUUUUUCCCAAUUGUACAGCGCUACGGAAUAUGUUGGCGCUUUAUAAAUGCCAGUAAUAAAUUAAUAAAAUAAGUGAUGUAAUAUAUUAUUUUGGAUCUAUACUAUUUCAUAAAGCAUGCAAGAAUUUUUCAUUGCUGGGGAGACAGACUGGCCUUUCAAAGAGUGUUUUAGUCCAUUCCUCUCCUGCAUUUGCAAAUCAUUUCAUUGUAGUUAAAUCAAAGCUGCUAUAAAACAUUCCAAACGAAACAGGUAUGUCACCUGCUUUCUAUAAUUCGGCAGAGCAUGAAAAAAAUACAUGCAUUAAUACUGCCCGAAGCACCAUUUUCUCGCCGCUGGAUUUAAUGCAGGAUAUAUCUUUGUGUUAAGGUCUCUGCAAUGCAGAACCAAAGCCAAAUUAAAUCACAUGGUAUUCAUUUAACCAGAUGAGUGCUAAACGCAUUGAUUUUUGUUUCUUUUUGUUUUACAACUUGCCUAGUCGUUAACGCAACCGUUUGUUAAGUGAAAACUUUCUAGCGUACCUUUCUAGCUCGCAAAGAGUUAAAUGAAUAUUCUUGUCUAAACAAUCGCAAGGUGGACUCAGGUGCAGAGUUUUCGCAGACAGCACAGCAAUGUGUGUGUCUGAUAAAUAAUCCCUGUUGUGUUUCACACUCUAAUAUGUACCUGAUUUGUAUGUCCAUGUUUCAUUCAGUGUUUGCAGAGAGUUACAAAUCCACAAACCUAUUUAUCAGUCCCUGAAAAAAAAAAUCACUAGACAAUGAAUCCUUCCAUUCUAUCCUCUGCUGUCCCAAUCGAGAUAUAUAAAGCCUAGUCAUCAGUCUUAUAGCUGAUUUAAGUUACCUGUGCUUUGCCUACAAAUCCAUGGGAUACGUUGGGCUAUUUAUCAACGCUGCCCUCGUCCUACCGGGAGAAAGACCCUAGAUUAGCAGGAACACAAAUCCUUGAGUAUAGGGAGUAGUAACUAAAAUAUAUUCUUUUCAUUUGAAAGUUAUAACAUAUUUUGCAUCUAUAUAUUAGGGGAAUGCAAGAUAAUAUAUCUCAGUGUACAAACCUUAUGUUAAUCCAGGGGUUGACAACUAUUUAUAGAAUUUAGAAGCAGACUGGUUUCUUUUUAAUCAUUGGGACUAUUCUUUUUAUAAGGACUUUUAUUACCUUUUUUCUAUAAGUGAAACUUGUUGCAAUUACUGUUGAUAUUUUUAUUAUUAGCAGAAACGGUGUUACAGAGCAAGUUGCCCAGGAAGCUGCUUAGGGGGCUAACAGAUUUAUAGUCCCAUUACGGAUUUAUACCGUCGUUGAUCUAAUUCCCCCAAAACUUGUAUAGCUUGGAGGAAAGACGAGACUAGGGGGGAUAUGAUAGAAACAUUUAAAUAUAUAAAAGGAAUCAACACCGUAAAGGAGGAGACUACAUUUAAAAGAAGAAAAACUACCACAACAAGAGGACAUAGUCUUAAAUUAGGGGGACAAAGGUUUAAAAAUAAUAUCAGGAAGUAUUACUUUACUGAGAGGGUAGUGAAUGCAUGGAAUAGCCUUCCAGCUGAGGUGGUAGUGGUUAACACAGUAAAUGAGUUUAAGCAUGCGUGGGAUAGGCAUAAGGCUAUCCUAGUCAUAAGAUAAGGCUAGGGACUAAUGAAAGUAUUUAGAAAAUUGGGCAGACUAGAUGGGCCGAAUGGUUCUUAUCUGCCGUCACAUUCUAUGUCUCUAUGUUUGACUAUCUCUACUUUGUACAAUGUGCAUAUUGUGUUGAUUAGUAUAAAUACAUAUAUCACUUGUAUUGGAAGUGGAUUCAGGAAAUAAAGAACAAAGACAAAACAAAAAGACAACAUUAAAAAAAAUGAAAGAAAAUAAAUCAGAUGUGGUUUUGCUUCUGUCUUAUCCAAACAAAUCUAUUCAAUUUCGAAGACCAAUGGUGGUCUAGGAGCGCUGGAGAUGGCCUAGAAAUGCAUGCAUUAUCUGAAGACUGGGCUUACGUUUGUCACAAAUUUUGUUAUACCCCCUGAAAUGAGGUUGACAAGAACUGGAGAGACUACACCCAAAAACUGCAACAUAUCCGUUGAAGUCAGUUGUGCUUAUAGUGCUCCAUCAGUGAUACAGCCAAUUGGAAUGUUGGGGUUAAAUCAUCCUUCAACUGUCAACCAUUCUUGCAAUAUUUGGAUUAGCAACCAAAAAAACACAACAAAAAUAUUUAACCUACCAAAUGCAAGAAGGUAUAGAAACACAAGUUAAUAAUGAAGAAAGCAUCUAAUUUAUCGACUGAUUGUUUUUCUUUAGACUGCUUUUUCUUACUUAUAAAAAGAAAAAUCCAACACUUACUGAAAAAGCCCCAUAAUGUUUGACAGAGCUAGUUGAGGCCCAUUCCCAAGAGUGGCGCCUGUUCUAUUUGAAGAACCGAUGUGAGAUAAUUUAAUAUAACAAUUCUGUGAAAUAACGCCAAUCAAUAGAUCUGACAUUCUGCUUGCAGUAUAAAUGGCAGAUUAUUUAUAUUAGAUGAGAAUCUUUCCUUUUAAGACUGCGAGGCAGAAGGGAUUGGAAUCAUUAUAUUCGUUCAGUAAUAUUUGUUCUCCAGCAAGUCAAUGAGCUGAAAGAUUUCAGCCCGCAAUAGGCUGUAGAUUGGUUUUCUGUGAUGUCUGAUAGCAUCUGGAGUUUGCGUUGUGCCUGUAAUUGUGAAAUUUGCAGCGAUUUUCUCUAGUAAGCUUUAUCAAGGUCUAAAAUAUUAAUUUCAACAAACUUAUUGCAGUUUAGAGAUAUCAGCUCGUUCUAAACCCGACUCGUGGAGCUGGUACAUUCUAAAGCUCUGAAGAAGUGAUAAGUAAAAUGAACAGACCAGAGAAUUUUUGAGCUACACUUUCCAUGAUGCUCAGCCAACCAACCAGGAAAAAAUAGUGAUAUUCUCUAAGUUUCAAGAAUGUCCUAGGAUCAGGGCCGGCGCUACCUGUUAGGCGGACUAGGCAGGCGGCUGCAGCUUUGCCCGGGCAGUGCGUCCAUGAGGGCGGACCGCACCGCCCGGGCGCAACCUGAGGAGAGGGGCUGACAGGAGGGAAAUGCUCAGCGCUCAGCGCUCCCUCCUGUCAGCCCCUCUCUGUAGCGUGGCCGAGCCCUGUAUAGUCGGCGGGUACAGGGAGCAGCUGUCUCCUGUACCCGGCCGGACUAACAGGAAGUGCACACUGAGUGUUCACUUCCUUUAGUCCGGCCGGGUACAGGAAACAAAAGCUCCCUGUACCAUGGAUCAUACAGGGCUCGCCACGCUACACAAUAGAGGUAGGGGAGGGUGGGGGAAUAAAAUGGACAGGAGGGAGGGGGAUAAAUGGACAGGGAGGGAGAGGGGGAAUAAAUGGACAGGAGGGAGGGGGGGGAUAAAUGGACAGGAAGGGGGAAUAAAUGGACAGGGAGGUGGGGGGAAUAAAUGGACAGGAGGGAGAGGGGAAUAAAUGGACAGGAGGGAGGGAUAAAUGGACAGGAAGGGGAAUAAAUGGACAGGGAGGUGGGGGGAAUAAAUGGACAGGAGGGAGGGGGGGAAAUAAAUGACAGGGAGGGGAAAAUAAAUGGACGGGGAAUACAUGGACAGGAGGGGGGGAUAAAUGGACAGGCAGGGUGGGGGAAUAAAUGGACAGGCAGGGUGGGGGGAAUAAAUUGAAAGGGGGGAAAAUAAAUUGACAAGGUGGGGGGGAAGAAAUUGACAGGGAGGGGAAUUGACGGGGUUAGGAGGGGGAAUGAGAGUGGGGAGGGGAGAAGAGAGUUACAACGGGGGAGACGAGAGUGACAAGGGAGGGGGGAGAAGAGAGGGACACGCAGGGGAGAAGAGAGUGACAAGGGAGGGGGGAGAAGAGAGGGACAAGAGGGGGGAGAAGAGAGGGACAAGGGGGGGAGAAGAGAGAGACAAGGGGGGAGAGAAGAGAGUGACGAGGGAGGGAGAGGGGGAGAAGAGAGUGACAAGGGAGGGGGAGAGAUUGACAUCCAUCACACACACACAAUGCACCCCUUGCACACAGAAAAACACACAAUGCAUUACACACACAGACACACACACACACAAGCAAUUCAACCCUUACACACAAUGCAUCCCUUACACACACUCAAUGCACCCCUUACACACACUCAAUGCACCCCUUACAGACGCACACUGCAUUCCGUACAUACAUAGAAACACACAUUGCAGCCCUUACACAUACAAACACAGAUUCACACAAUGCAUUCCUUAUACACAUAUCAGGACAUCCCCUACUCCUGUGAACAAACUAAUUGGUGGAACAUGAAGGUGGACCCUGGGGCCCAGACCUUGAGCUGCGUAAAGGGCCUUAAAAAAAUGGAACUGCUUCCCGUUCUCCCAGAACACAAACAGCCUCCAGAGAGCCUGUUCUACACCAGACGAGUGGAGCCAGACUGCAGCUAGAGCCCAUCACCAUCCUCAUCUGGUUGUAAGUAGGCAAUCUAGUAUAUUAUUCGUGGCACUAAUCUCUAAUUUACCUCACAUUAAAGAAACACUAUAGUCCCCAGAACCACUGCAGCUUAAUGUAGUGGUUCUGGUGUCUAUAGCCUGUCCUUGCAGGCCUUUUAAUGUAAACACGGCGGCACUGCAGCACUUGCGUUAGUUAACAUGGGGCAUUGUGAUGUCAUAUGGGGGGGCGGCAAACUUUACUUUUGCCUAGGGCGGCAAAAAUCCUUGCACUGGCCCUGCCUAGGAUACACAGACAAUUAUCUGUAAGCCUUCAGACAAAUCUCCUUCCAGGGAAUCAUCUUUUGGAGACACUAUCCCUCUUGAUACUUUUCUCCUCACUCCUACCCUGCAGUUCUUCGUCGGACUUUUGUCCCUCACUCCUACCCUGCAAUUCUGCUUGGGAACCUUGUCCCUCGGUCCUUCACUGCAGUACUUCUUGGGACCCUUGUCCCUCAUUCCCACCCUGCAGUCCUUCUUGGAACCCUUGUCCCUCAUCCCCACCCUGCAGUCCUUCUUGGAACCCUUGUCCUUCAUUCCUACCCUGCAGUCCUUCUUGGAACCCUGGUCCCUCAUCCCCAUCCUGCAGUCCUUCUUGGAACCCUUGUCCUUCAUUAAUACCUUGCAGUCAAUCUUGGAACCCUUGUCCUUUAUUCCUACCCUGCAAUACUUCUCUGAACUCUUGUCCCUCAUAUCCACCAUGCAGUCCUUCUUGCAACCAUUGUUGCUCAUUCCUACCCUGCAGUCCUUCUUGGAACAUUUGUCCCUCAUUCCUACACUGCAGUGCUUCUUGGGACCCUUGUCUCUCAUAACCACCCUGCAAUCCUUCUUGGAACCCUUGUCCCUCAUAUCUACCAUGUGGUCCUUCUUGGGACUGUUGUCUCUCGUUCUUACCCUGCAGUCCCAGGAUGACAGAGCUCUACAAUAAUUAUACUAACAGAGGUUUAUUCACUAAACUCUAAUUGUUGCAAACUAAAAAUUGAAUGAUAGUUAGUGUAAAAUAAUUGUGUGGAAAAAAUUAAUUUGGAUUUCUGUUUGUUUCUAGUGAAUAAAGCCCACCAUAAUGUGUGGUAUGUAUGAACGCCACGGCAAUGAAACUCAUAGUAAUGUGCAGUGUGCAUGAAUUAUCAUAGAGCUUCACUUGAAUAACAUUCAUUCACAGUAAUGUGCAGUGUGUACAAACACAUCACAGAGUUCCACAGCAAUAAAACUCACAGUAAUGUAUCCUACAAAGAUCCAAGCUGAACGUCUAAUAGUGAAUUUGGUUGGGGUAAGUCCAGCAAUGACCCCUCAGCUACUUGGCCCUCAUCAGGAUAUAAGAAACUAACCUACUUAAACGUUACCACUACACCUCAUUGUCAGUGUCUUUUUGUGGCAUUGUGGGGAGGCUAUUUUUGCGACAGAAGUUAAAAAUCUAAUACACUAAGUAGUCAAAAAUACCAUUGCACAAAUACUGUACAUUUUACAUAUUAAAAAUAUUAUUUGCAUCUUGCUUAAAAAAGCCCUGCUACAAAAAGAUUCUAUAUAAAAUAUUUAUUGUGUGCGCUAUUAUUUUAAAUCACUAGUUGUUCUCUUUUGAUUUAAGUUCUCCAAAAAAUUACGAACCUGGGAAAUCCCCACUUAUUCUGGACCUCUGCAAACCUCCUUAAUUUUCAUUAAUUUAAAGAUAAAUUCUGAAAGUGCUUGACCUGAUGAUGUCCGGAUACACAGUCUGUCUGUAUUUGGAAAUUACCAGCAAUUGAGCACAGAAGGCUUUUCCAUUACUUUGCAAUGCAAAGCAGUUUGUAUACAUCAAAAUAAUAGCAUUUCCGCUUGCUGCUUUCCGCCUCUGCACACCUCUACUUUACGGAUCUAUAUUUCAUCUGCCUGGGCUCCUUAAAACACAUUUGUGUUAUCAGCCCAGCUUCCAUAUGCAAAGGCCAGAUAAUUCUAUAUUAAAAAGAAAUCAUUUGUAACCUGCAGCCAUAGACAGCUGGAGCAGAGAUGUUGCCGAACUUAAUGUAACAUGUGAUUAAAUCAUUUAUUAGACCCCAUGUCAGCAGCAAGCAGAUGAUGCAGAUUAGAAGGUUAUUUACAUACCUCCCUCUACGGACAUGAGACGUCUGGCUCAUCAGGAAUACGAUUCCCAUAGUGCUCAGGUGAAAACCUUGCGUCACCAAUCCAUUUAUGUCAUUGCAUGCUUCUUGCUCUAGGGCUAACUGAGCAUCGUGGGAAAGGUAGUUCAGAAUGAUUUGGGCCUGGGGACUUAAAGGAAUAUAAAUAUGUAUUCCUAACACUAUAGUCCUGGAGCAGCAAAGGUCCCCGGCCCCCCUCAGAUUGGAGAUAAAAGGUUUUUAAACUUACCUUUCCAACCCCGUCUCCGUAGCAGAGAUCGUCAUUCUUGAUAAUCUCAGCCAAUUCAAUGUUUUCCCAUGGAAAAGUAUUGGGAGCCUAUCACGCAUGCGCGGCAAAAUGCUGCUCUGCGCCAAUCAGCAUCUCCUUAUAGAAAUGCAUUGAAUAAUAAUAUAAUAUAUACAAUAAUAUAUAAUAAUAAUUUAUUUUUAUAGCACUUUUCUCCCCGGGAGACUCAAAGCACUUUACAAGUAUAGAAACAUAAAGACAUAAAGUUAGGGGUUUCUGAAGGUCAGCUGAGUGGACUGAGUGCCCGAUGGAAGAGGUGAGUCUUUUUUUUUUUUUAAAGACUGUAAGGACGGUGUCUCGCCUUUUAAUUGGACGCCAAUGCAGGGAGUGGAGAACAGGUGUUAUGUGGCAGGAGCGAGUUUGAUUGGUCAGUAGUCUGGCUUCUGCAUUUCUUACAGUCUGAAGGUGAUGGAUUUCUGGCCCAAGUAAAGUACAUUGCAGUCAUCUACAGGAUACAAAUGCAUGGAUUAAUGUUGGCAUAUCAUCCGGUGGAAUUAAGUGUUGUAUCCUAGCUAUGUUUUUCAGAAAGUAGGCAGAUUUUAUUACAGAGGAAAUCUGCUGUUUAAAUUAUAGUCCAGAGUCAAUCAGCACUCCGAGGUUUCGCACCUUUGGUGAUUUGAUGAGUUCAGAGCCUUCAAGCUCCAGGCCAGUUGGGUGAUCAUGGGAUUUUUGUUGUUGCCUGGAGUCCCCUCACCAAGAGUAACUCUGUUUUGUCUGGGUUCAAUUUAAGCCAACUAGCCAUUCUAUGAGGUUGAUGCGGCAUGUUGGGUCUGUGGUAUCUGGAGUAGAGGAGAAGUGGAGUUGUGUGUCAACCGCGUAAUAAUGAUAUCUUAGGCCAUGCCGCCUAAUGAUGUCCCCCAGUGGUAGCAAGUAAAUUGCGAAUAGCAUGGGAGACAAAGAUGGAUCCUUGUGGAACUCCGCAGGCCAGUUCUGUUGGUGACAAUAAGCUUGAUCCUGAUGUUACUCUCUGUGAUCUACCAAUGAGGAAAGACUUAAACCAGUUAAGAACUGUUCCUCCUAGACCACAGAUGUGCUGCAAGCUCUCUAUUAAAAUCCUAUGGUCAAAGGUGUCAAAUGCAGCUGAGAGAUCCAAGAGGAUAAGGAUGGAGUAAUCACCUUUGUCUCUCACCAUAAGGAGAUUAUUUAGCACUCAUACUAGUGCUGUUCCAAUACUGUAGCGGUAUCUGAAACCUGACUGGAAAGGAUCAAAGAUUUUCAAGCUUGAUAGACGGGCCUCCAGUUGAGUUGCGGCUACGUUUUCAAUUGUUUUUCCCAGAAAUGGAAGGUUAGAUACUGGUCUGUAAUUAGUCAUGCAGUCCGGGUCUAAUAAAGGUUUAUUUAGGAGGGGUUUUACCACAGCUUCUUUUAGAGGAUCUGGGAAGUCUCCGGUGGGGAUAUGCAUGCAUGCUGGUUUGCAGAGCCUUUCUACUUUGUGAAACAGUUGCCUGGGUUUAUUGUGUGAGAGUGCAAUUUUGCGUGAUACAUUUUUUUUCUGAGUUAUCUUGAAUUGAUAUUCGUUUAGAUGUUUGGUAAGAGUGGCUUUAUCCUCUGGGUCAUGUGCCCUGCACCACUUUCUCUCGAGUUUACGGCCUGUUCUCUUCAUUUCUCUGAUGGCGCUAUCAAACCAUGGUGCAUUGUUGUGGGUUUUGACAAUGCGUAUGCGUGUUGGUACAAUGCUUUCUAAGGUAUCUCUCAUGGUUUUGUUGUAGAGUCGGACUAAGGAGCUGGGGUCUUCACAGUGCAUCUACUUCAUAGCAUGGAGACUCUUCAGCGCCUCCUUCAUAGCAUGGAGACUCUGAACGCAGCACUGAAAUAGGAAGCACCUCCAGUGGCCAUCUGAGUGACAGCCACUAGAGGUGUUAUUAGGCAGCAAUGCAAACACUGACAUUUCUAUGAAAAGGCAGUGCUUACAUUAAAAAGCUUGCAGGGACAUGCAAUAGACACCAGAAUGACUACAUUAAGCUGCAGUGGUUCCGGUGACUAUAGUGUCCUUUUAAUUUUAGCCAAUACUAUUCAAAGCCAUGGAUUAAGAGGUUUAUAAUCUGAAAUUUACAAAGCAGGCCUCGGCAAGCACAGUUGCCACUGGUGAAUCUUUGGGUGAGACACACUAUAUAUAUAUACUUGUAAUUAUUUGGCUCAGUUUUUUUUAAGUCUCUCCUUUGUUUCACUCCCCCCUUUUGUAUUUCAUAUUAUUACACAAUCAGCACUAGGCAUAAUAAAUACAUGUAUUACCUUAGAUUGAGAAAUCGGUGGUUACAAUCAAUCUUUCUGCUUUAUGUUACAGACCUUUGGGAAAUAAAUCAAAUGUUCUAUGGCUCUAUGGAAAGCUUUGCUUGGCAUUAGAACACAGUUUUCCACAAGCACAAACCAGGUUUAGUGAAAAAAGUUUAUCCAGAGCCAGUGAAACCUUGGACUGGAAUCCCCAGCAGUCCAGGUUCCUGGAGAGUUAAAAUGCCAGAAAAAAAAACAUUUCUUUUUUUGUGUGUUUUUUUCAUGCUGUGUCCCUGGGUAUACUGAAAAUUAGUAAUCAAUAACUUGAUCAGUUUCCUGACAAGUGUUAGUCACAGCACAAACUCAGCCGUUUGUAAAUAUCAAUGCGCCAGGAAUGGCAAACCAGCUGUUGAUAAACUACAUUUGCCAUGACCCUCAGCCAGCCUACUGAUAUGGUACUACAUGUCAUUCUUUCUUAAAGGAUAGGUUAAUCCUACUUUUUUCGCAGUGUCUCACUUACCAAUAUAUCUAAUUGGACUCCUGCAAUAGCAUAUAAUUCUCACCCCUUACAGUUGUCAUAGAUAUAGUUAAUAAGUGUGACACAUCAGGAGGUCCAGCCGUGAUGAGCACAGUUAUAAGUCACAAAGAACUGGGUGUAAUUGGGACUGAAAAGCGUAGAAUGCAAAUAAAUAUACGCAGCAUUUUUAUUUGGCUCAUCGUGUGGCACAAAACAGGCACAGCAAGAAAGUUCAGGAAAGACAAGGACGUGAAACGAUCAGAUUAGCCAGAUAAAAAUUAAUAUAGCAUAUGCCCUCACAUUAGUUGUAAUGGGAUAUAUCUGCAUUCAUUCAAUGGACAGCUCCAAUGCUUCUGAUGAAUUUUGCUGAGGCUCAUUGAACAAUUAAGUUGGACGAAAAUCUCGAAUAUCUCAUUAUCAGGUGCAUACGAAAUCCCAUGAGUCAAAACUCAAGGUUAAUCAAGGCCUUGUGCCAGCUUAGUUCUAGAAAUGCUUUUAAAUAGUUCUCCCAUACGUGUAAUUGGACAAAAAUGUAUUAGCAGAAAUAUCAAAGUUGCUCUUGAGUGGUGAAUAUUAUACCAAAGGACUAAGAGCUAUUAUCUGUACUCCAUUUGAGUUAUGCUUAUUUCAUUUUCUGUUGGGCCAUGUGCCUUGAUCAUGUUGCAGAGAGGAACACAGAUAUACAUCACUAAUGAAGCCUCUGAUAGGAGAGGGGGGCGGGGGGACUUUAAAAAAAAAAAGGCAUCUGGGGUUUCUGUUUGGUGGGGCGGGAUAGUCAAGUUGUCAUUUCAAUUCUUAAGUUGGAAGAGAAAUGACCGUUGAUCAAGUGAUGACAGUUCCAAAGGACAAUAUUAUAUAAAUUAGUCUAGUGACUAUUGUGUUAAAAAAAUAAAUUUGUCAUCCGAUUAGUGUCUAUGUUCUUAAAAUUUACACUUAUUUUGUUGUAUGUCAAUGUAAAUAGCCUAUGAUAUAUUUAAGAGUAUUUUAUUGUGAGAGUUUGCCCAUGGCAUCAUUCAGGUAUCUGUGUUGCGGGAGGUCGUUUGUAUAAAGACGUCCCAUGGUUUCCAAAUUUGUUGGAAUGUGAGGUCGUUUUUGGAGAGGGAGUAGGUGAUCUCUUCCAUUUGUUUGAAUCCAGUCUCGCAGUGAGGGAGGGUUGGCAUGCUUCCAGUGUAACGGAAUGAGUUGGUUUGCAGCAGUUAGAAGGAGAGAUGUUAACAGAGAUUUCUGUCUCCUCUGACCGCUUGGUAGCAGAAGAAACAGAAAAAUGGGAAUGGGAGCUUUAUUGCGGUAAUAGUGUGUAGUAUUGAGCUGAUGCGUUCCCAGAGUUUGCUAAUUUGUGGGCAAUUCCACCAAAUGUGUGCUGGGUUCGUAUCUGGUCGAUGGCAUCUCCAACAAGAAUCUAGUGUAUUAUUGUGUAGUUUGUGCAGUUUUACUGGGGUGUAGAGCCAACGACUGAUGCAUUUAUAGCUACUCUCUUGUGCUGUGAGGCUUAUAAAAGUCUUAUGGAUUUGGAAAAAGUUAGUUUUCCAUUGGCCCUCGGUUACUUGUAGCAGUAAUUCCUGCGACCAACUCGCAGUAUAGUGUGGCAGGGCAGUGGCUUGGGCAGUUAGGAGGAAGGCAUACAUAACCGAUAGAACAUUUCUCUGAAGGGGGUGAGAUGAGCACAUAAGUUCUAACUUUGUUAGAUCUCUAGCUCCGUCGGUAGCAAGUGGAUACCUUGGAUAAAGUGUGACAAUUGGGUGUAAUGGUAUUGUUGUGUACCUGUGUGAGGUACCUGUGGGAGAAUUGCGGCUAUUGUCUUUAUCUUCCUAUCUUGGAGGAUAGAGUGGAGCGUGAGUUUUGGGGGUAGAGUGGUACUCUUUGUAGGUUUUGCACGAUAGUCCAACUCGGAAGAGUGGGUUGUGGGAGAUAGGGUAUAGCGGAGACGGGUAUUGGGAAAAAUCCCUCCAGGUCCUGAUGGAAUCCCAGAUCCUGAUCGUGGCCGGGAUAGUUGGUGACCUUUAUGUUAGAGGAACAUGUGGCCUGACUUGUGCCACGGGGCAGUGUGUAUAGGAAUGUGAAGAAAGGAGUCUUCCAGUGUGACCCAUUGUGGUGGUAACGUUUUUUGGGUCCAGUGAUACAGUCUGGAGAGGUGAACAGCUUUGUAAUAAAGCUCUAUAGCUGGUAGUCCUACAACCUCCUCUCUUCUCAGUCUUGUUAGGAGAGUGUACGCAAGUCUGGGGUGUUUGUGGGACCAUAUAAAUGUCGAGAAAAAAUUGCAAGUAGAGGUGAAGAAGUGCUUCGGGAGGGUUAUCGGGAGGGCCUGGAGUAGGUAAAGGAUGUGUGGAAGUGCAUUCAUUUUAAGGAUAUUAAGUCUACAGAACCAGCUAUGCUGUGGUAAAUGUCAGCGGUUUAAGUUAGUGGAAAGUGCUGUCAGCAGCUGCGAGAAAUUCAGGUCAUAUGUCCAGCUUAAUGUGUGGGGUAGGUUUAUUCCCAGGUAUUUAAUAACUGUUGGAGCCCAUAAGAAGUGCAAAAAGUGUUGCGUCAGUGAAAGCAUCUGUACAUAUUGGGAGCAAUUAGCAUUUGGUCAGGUUGGCUUGGAAGUUUGAUAUCCUAGUGUAAGUGGACAUUUCCUCUAGAAUUUGUGGGAUUGUCUGUAUUGGGUUGGAAAUCAAAAAAAGUAAGUCAGCUGCAAAAGCGGAGGUUUUAUGUUCCACCCCCCUAUGAGGGGGGCAGGGGGCACCCCUGUCUCGUGCCAUUAGAAAUAGGAACCAGGGUAGAUAACCAACUGAGCCAAUUAUCUCUGAAACCCAUUUGUUGUAGUGUAGCUAACAUCAGGGACCAGUCCACCCUGUCAAACGCAAUUUCAGCAUCAAAAUGUGAAUGUCGUUUGCCUGUUUGAUCGUAAGGAUUGGGCUAACAAGCGUCCGCAUUUGCCUCCCUGCGUGUAGUAAGUGUGUCUGGUCCGUAAAAGUGUUUAUUUAGAUUGUAGAUUUAAGAGAGUCGUGAGUUCAGAUCUCUUAGCUAUAAGAGUCUUGUAAGUGUCUAGGGAUCUGUUUAGUCUGUGUUGGUCCUCUAGGGUUUUUAUGUCGGUUGUUAGGGAAGAGAGUUGUUCUUCCUUUUUACGUUUGUGAGCUGCGGCCUUCUUAAUCAGUUCUCCCCUCGCUACACAUUUAUGUGCCUCCCAGAUAAAGGUGUUGAGUGUAUCGGGUUGUUUAUUUUCCUCGAAAAAUCUAGUGAGAAAGGUUUUUAGUUGCGCAACCGUGUCUGCAUUAUUGAGGAGGAGAUCGUUUCAUUUCCAUUGUGGAGAAGAUUGGGGCAAGGAAGGGAUUGACAUGGCAAGAGACAGGGGUGCAUGGUCCGACCACGUGAUUGAACCAUAGGAGCAGGAGCGAAUGAGAUGUAGGUAUCUGUGUUGGAGAAGGAGCAUAUCAAUGCGUGUAUAUAUUCCUGUUGGGGGGGGGAGUAAAAGGAAUAGUCUUUAUUUAUGGGAUGUAGGGUUCUCCAGCUGUCAUAUAGUAUUGCGUCAUGUAGAAGAGAGUGGAGUUGUGUUGCGAGCAGGUGCUAGAUAGGUGCUAGAUAAUCCCUGGAGGUGUUUGUUGUGUCAAGGAAAUUGUCUAGGGUAAUGUUAAGGUCGCCCCCAACAAUAAGAAUGCCUUCUUGGAAUUGAUCCAGUUUAGUGAGGAUUUUGCGCAGUGCCUAGCACUGUUUUUUAUUCGGGAGAUACACGUUCGCUAAGGUGAGAGUCGCGUUGCCUAUCUUUCCCUUUACGAAAAAGGAGGAAGGGGGAGGAGAGGGGUAGUUAGCAAAGGAUAGAGGUUAGAUGGUAUUGUUGCUGUGGAGCUACUCUGUGAGAGUAGUACCCAUAUUAGGGGGCCAGCGGGGUUACUCAGAAAGGGGGGGUGCCAUCCAAGAAGCUUAUUUAUAUGGAUUGGAGGCAAGACCUCUAAAUAACCCGAUUACGGUCCCUAGUUAAAUCUCCCUUUGGCGCCCGUGAGUAUAGUCUGGAAUAUAGUGGGUAUGAAAAAUCAAAUAGAAUAAUAAUAAUAAGAUUAAGAUAAAGUAAAUUUACAUAAAUCAUAUAGCAUAAAAUAAACUAUAGGUAAAUUAAAAUACAGGAAAUAGAGGCAAAGUCCCCACUUAAUUGAAUUGAAUUGUUGGAGUCUCCCCCGUCCUCCCCCAUCAUUAUAAUCAUUCUAUUUUUUUUUAUCUGUCCCAGUAUGGGUUGGUUUGAGUGCUCCUCAUGGCGGAUGGUAGGUCGCGAUCACGAUCAUGUCCCCACCGCUCCCCGGGUCAGUCUCAGAGUUUAGUCAGGGAGAACUGCCAUAAGUACAACAUUGCAGAAGUCCUCAGACUUGAGGAGGGCAAAACUCACAGUCCCAUGGUUUAAGAGAGGUUCUGGCUAGCGGAGGAUCCCCUUCCAGGUGAGGCAUACGGGAUGUCCGUUUUCCGGUUCUUUGAUAGGGUGUUCCAUCUCGUACGUUGUGGUAGGUGCGAGACGUCUUGAGCCUUUUGUGGCAGAUACCAGUCCAUGACCGGGGUGUCGGGCAGGUCCAGCGCUUGCAAGAAGGGCCGCACGUCUGGGUAAGUGUAUAUAGUGUGCGUGGUUCCACUAUGUAUUACAAUCAAGGCAAAAGGCUAGCCCCAUCUAUAUUUCAGAUUGCGUUUACGCAGCUGUUUUGUUACAGGUUUUAGGGCUCUGUGUGCUUGGAGUCUGAGCCAUGACAGGUCAGGGUAUAUUUCAAUCGGGUUACCCUGAUAAAGGAGUGGGUGCGAGGUGGAUUGCAUUCGCAGGAUAUUAUCUUUUACAGUGAAAUAAUGUAAUCGGCAGAUGAUAUCACUUGGUGCCUCUGUCUCUGCACCCCUCUGUCUGGGUCCUAUCAAAUGCUAUUGGCAUAUCAGUGGCUGAUUAAAUAAAUCAGUCAGGAUCGCUGGUAUAUCCUUGUUCCGGCCUUCCAGUAUGCCGCGGAUCCGGCGAUUGUUCCUGCAGCCCAUGUUAUACAGGUCAUCGAUGGUUCAUUAAAGAUAAGUGAGCAUGUGGGAGUGAGACUGAAUAGUAGAAGUGAGGUGUUAAAUCUGGGAGUGAGUCACAUCUCUAUCCUCCUCCAGGUCAGUGACCCUGUGGCCUACCUGCCUGAGAUCGGAUCCUAGCUCGUCCAGUUUUGUUUGGAUGGAGGCUUCAAGUUUGCCUAGCAUAUUGGCUAGGUCAGCCUUAGAUGGUAAAUUUCGCAGUAGGUCCCUGCGGUCGGGUUCCUGUGAACAGAGUAACCAAGUUAAUGUUUUGCUUAUAGUUGAGGAGACUCUCUGUAUUCUUAGGGUAAGCAAAUAAAUCCACCUUAUCUGUAGAAUAAAUUAAUGCUAUAAAGAAAAAAUGUCAAUGGUGGAAUGCUAUUUAUCCAAUGAAUAUAGACCAUCUGUCUGUCUUUACACAUUUGGAAGAAAUAAAAGCAGACUCUCGGAUGUGUACACAGGAAGCAUAAAAACAGCCUCAUGUGGAUACACAAUGUCAUCCAGACUGCACAAAUCAAACAGUAUUAGUGAGAACGGAAACUGGGAAAUGCCUGCUCUACAAGAAGAGGUCAGGAAUCAUUGGCAGUGAUGGCAUUAUGGUCUGCUUUAGCUAUCUUUAACUUUAAAACGGUAAUUGUAUCUCAUUUAAGGUUCUAAAAUGACUACUCAGUGCAACCAGGGCCAAAUUCACACCCCAUGUGCCCAUAAGCAUGCAUGGGACCUCUCUGGAUUUGCCGCAAGAGCUUCAGGACUGAGAAUUGAUUUUCCGUUUUCCAAGGUACAGCUCUGCUGUCCAAGUCAGGGGGGGUUUAAAUUUCCCUACCCGCAAUCUGGCCACGACUCAUACUACUUAUUUCCUGCCCACUGUUUCCUCUGAUCACCUCUACCCACCCCCAAAAUAUCACUGGAAAAGGGAGGAGAAGGUCUCUGGCCAAAGAGAGGUCAUUUUGGGAGCAAAGCUGGACAAGAUGUAAACAGAGCUUCAGGCCAAUGUAUGCUACUUGAAUAAAAAACAAAAUGUUCAUGGAGUCUUACCAGAUAUAGCUUAAAACACAAUUUUUUGGAUUGAUAUAUGGGACAAUAAACCAUGAAUAGUCCUUAAUUUGCUUCUUUUAACAGGAGACAUCACAGGUGAAACCCCUUGUUGCCCAGAUCAGUAUUGGCCAACCUUUGCACACAAGAUAUUUGUGAGAUGCAUUUGCCAUGAUGCUUAGCCCAUUUGUAAGCUGGAUAAGUAAGAUGAGAAAUCUGGUUCACAAAAAUCUUGGGUGCCAAGUCUGAUCAUCAUUGAUAAACUGAAGGAAUUCUCGGUUUUUGUAACUGUUAUUGGCAGUCUGAGACAUGCAUUAUCAGACUAGGCUGAAACUAUAAAUAUGUAUUAAAGGGACAUGAUAAGUACCAUAACUACUAAAGCAUAUUACCCAGUGCCCGCAGGCUAUAAUUCCUGUCCAAAUUUGGAGAGGUAACAAGGAAGUAAAAGCCCCACAUUAUGUCACACUGCUUGAAAACAUCUUAGAUCAUGGCUCCUUAACAGCUACAUUCUGAGCACUUUAGAAUAAGAUAAAAUAAUGAAAGAAGCACAAGGCCGAUGAAUGAUUAAAGGAACACUAUAGCUUUAGAAAUACAAACCUGUAUUCCUAACACUUUAGUGUUAAUAGUUUUAUAAGUCCCCUCGAGCAUUUGAUAAUUAAAACAGGUACUAGAAACAAUUUUAGAAACUGCAAUGUUUGAUAGUAGGGUAAAACAGACAGGGACACUGCAGCCAGACUACUUCGAUGAGAUAAAGUGGUCUGGGUGCCAAUAGUGUCCCUUUAACUUUGUAACAGUUGCACUUAUCUGAGUGUUCUAAAGCUAACAUACUCCCAAACAAAGUAUCUCCAAAAUCAUUAGUGUUGGAUACGAUAACAUACUGUGAAUACUCUGUUUUGUUAAGACAAAACAAAUUAAUAUAUCAACUUUAAUAACAAUCUAUAUACUAUCAACCCUGAUAAUGAUGUGUGUAUUUAUUAUCAGAAAAUUAGGAAAUGCAUGAAAGCUAACACUUGUUAUUAUUAUUAGUCUUGGCUGAGGAUGAUGGGAGCAACAGUCAUCACAAUUAUACGUCUUAUUAAAUGGUCUUCUUCUCAUUGUCCUUUAAUGUCAUUUAAGGAAGGUUAAUGUGGCAGACUGGCACAGAGCCUUUGAAAGCCCAACAAGUGUCACGUACUGUAAUUGAUUGAUAGAAUCUGAGCUUUGCUAAUGCCUUAAAUGCCCCAUCUGUUCUCAGAGCCUGUGACACACGAAGGCAUGAGCCCAUUACAGCUUCCAAUUAGCCAGAGCAAUUUCACAAUUAGACAAUUGAUUUAACGAUGGAUUAUACCAGGCUAAAGCAAAGAGAUUCUCGGUUCUUGAGAACUAUGAAUAGAAAUGGAUGGGGGGGUGAAGAAGGGGGUGGUGGUGAGGGGGUUGAGGGAGAAGCAACUCGAAAGAGGUUGUAUAACACUUAAAGCUAUAAUCCAUUUAUGGGAAUGUAUGUGUUAUUUUACUGGGUUUAUAAUUUCCUAAAUAAUUAUUUCUGAGGAAGUAUUAGUUACCGAUUUAAUAACUUUAAUAAUAAAUAUACAGUUUACCAGAAAGUGAAUCAGCAAAUGAGAUGAAAAUCAGGGCUAAUUUAAUAGGACAGGGGCAGGAAACCUUCGGUACUCCAGAUGUUGCGGACUAGAUCUCCCAUGACGCUCUUACGGCCGUAAUGCUGGCAAAGAUAGUAGCCUACAGCAUUUGGAGUUUCAAGGGAUACCUACCUUGCUAUAGGGCACGCAUAUUAUAGGUGCUCUCAGCCCCUCCUUUCAAAAUAGUGAAGAAUAGAUAGGACAAGGGAUGAGCCAUAGGUAAAAACAAGACAAUGACAACAAUGUAACCAUGUCCCAUCUCCUCCCAAUAGCACACCUUAAAAAGGUAGGCACCUUCCAACAAAUGUGACUGUGUGUUUUUCAUGUAGUGAAAAUUCCAAGCGAUUUCAAUCUGAUAGAAUGCUGGUGUUAUUGUAGCAAAUGUCCUCAAAAAGUGGAUACAUUAGCAUUCUAGGACCAAAAAUGGUCCAAAUAAAAGAAAUGGUUUUGCUCUACAUUUAAAGCACAUUUUACAAAAGUAAGAUUAAAUAGACUUUUUAACCCCUUAAGGACACAUGAUGGAAAUAUUCCGUCACAAUUCCCUUUUAUUCCAGAAGUUGUGUCCUUAAGGGGUUAAGCAUUCCAGAGAAGGGACAACUCAUGUUUUUUUUUUAUUAACAAUCGUUAUCAUGAUAUCCCAUUGGCUGCCUUGUGGACAGUAGACACACCUGAAACAUUGGUAGAUCAGUGACCGAGGAUGUACUGAGGAAAGAGCAAAACGUUGGCACACAGGUUUUAGUAAUAUCUUGGGCCAGGCUGGGAAAAAGACAGGCAGAUGUCAUUCAUUACAUCUGUACACAACUACAAGACGCUGUUUUUGGUUAUCUGGGACUCCGCUACCAAAUAUGGAACCUUUAUGGUCAAACCAGAGAAUUGCUGCAUAUGCCAGUAGAAAUCUCAAGUAAUGCCAGGGAAAAGGAAUGGGGGCAGGUGCCCCACUGAGGUGGCAAAUUUAGUGCCAGUUGCCAUCCCAUAUGAAGCUCUAGCCUUUCAUCCUAUUAUAGGCUGCAGGGGGUGUCUACGUGGAGUGCUCCCACAUCUCUUGACCCACAAAGAGAGUUGAGGCACUUCUCUGCCUCACAGCAGCCGCUCUAGAUAACCAAGGAAAGGGGUGCCAUAGGGCACAGACAGACCAAGAUCUGGAGGAUUGUGGCCUCAAUUGAUAUACUGCUGGAUCUAAGGAAUUCCUGUAACUUUAAACUCUGUAUUUUCCAUCAAUAAAGGCUAGCUCUGUUUUUGUAGAAAAGACAAUUUUAGCAUAACAUUUGUAGGUAAUAAUUUCAUUUUCUACGGCAAAUUAUCCACACAGUCCAAUCAUAGCAAAUCUGUUACAUUUCCUCAGUUCACGCUUAUAGAGUAAUUUACAUAAAAAGUAAUUUGUCGCAAAUUCCUGAAUCUGCCAAGCUAAGAAUCAGCCCCGUAGUUACUAUUGUGUAAGUCAAAGUGAGAGAUAAGGUAUUAAGGAAUGCUCUUAUGAAAAAUCAUUAACCCGUUCAAUGCCAGAUGGGUGAGUCAUGAUGCCCUAAAACACUCAGAGGGUGCAGGACAAUUGCUAAGCAAAGACCUGUAUGCAUUUAGAUUUCCAACGUGCCCCAGUAUCCAGUAUUUGAAGAAUAUCAGAGGUUUAACUUAAAUAUCCAUUAAUUAAUUAAUUUAUUUAUUUUUCAUUUGUAUUUUUGUCGUGCAUAAAGGAAUUACAAACAUGCUUGAGGUACCCCAGCGGCAUUCCUCAGGCUGGGCAUCUCGUAUUACAGUUGGGUAACAGAUGAGACUUGCACAUUUUUAGAAUAUGAGAAUAAAGGAGUUAAUCAUGUCAGUAUACAAAAUAUUAAACAUGCUUAGAUGUCAGAUCACAAGAGCAAGAACAAGUAUGGUAGAAACAGUAAUGUGGAAUUGGAACUAAGCUACAUGUCACAGCUCAACCAUUGCUAACUAGAGGAUCUUCAGGCUUAGGUACACAUAAUAGAGAUUGUAAGGUAGCAAGCUAGAUAAGGUAAAGACCAUAGAUAAGAACAGUGCUGCUUCACUAAUAUGCAUGUCAGACCUGACUAAGCUGACUGACUGGGUGAUUAAGUAGCAGUGAAACCACUGGGUGUUAGUAGGUAGCGGAAGGGUAGGGGAAAUAGCAACUAUCAACGCUGAGCACAUCAUUAAUUUAAAUUUCAGGCAACAAGAGUUCUAUAGAGAGAUUUAUCGUCGGCCGUAAUCAACCAACCCCUCGUGCAGGCCAUAACAGAGAAUCCAUCUUCAUGUUAGGUAUGUUGUUCCCUCUCCCCGGCACAGGGCCUGUAGGGUGGUGCUGUGUGUGUGCGACAGGUGGGUUGUCAGUAGCCCGUAGUGCAGCGGAUCCCUGUAGCUUCGGUUCCGGGCCUUGAAGGGAGCCAGUGCCCUUGGUCCAUGGAUCCACCUGUUCUGAACGGCGGGAUCGUGGACCCGCGGGUCUCACGGAAUGCGGUCUUUUCCAUGGGCGUAUGGACUGCAGCAUGGAGGGAACUCCAGCUGGGCCCCCAGCCCAGAAGAGGAACAGGUAACCGAUACUGCUUCACAGGCUGUCUGCGACACUUGAGGGGUGAGUGUGGGUUGUCGCUUAGCGAAACGAUCCCAGAAGGCCUGGUAUAUUGCCUCAAGUCUGGCGUUGAAGCUUUCUCUCCACUUCUGGCCUGACAGGCUCAUUUGAUUGUGCUGAGGUGUCAGUGCGGCGACCAUCUUGGACGAGCCGUGUGACUUGCAAGAUUGCUCUGCUAGUUUCCCAGGAACUGGCCUAGCUAACCCAGUAGGGACUGGGAUAUCCCCCACCGGUCCAAAGGGGGAUUAAUGGGGCUCUGAGCGUUCAGUAGUGAGUUGCACGCCUACUGCUAGGAGAUCGGCCGCGUCUCUACACCAUCAGCGCGUCAGAUGCAGUAGGCCUCAGACGUUGACACAGGCGAUGUCCAGCAGACUUCCCCGAUUUGGACUCAACAAGGUAUGCUCGGCUUUUGGAGCAUCAGCUCAUAGUUUACUUUCUGCGGAAUAUGCACCGUAUUUGAGUAGUAAUGGCCCAGAUCGUGGGGGGCUACAGGCAAACACAUCUGGCCAUGUUAGAGGUCAAGCCCCGCCCCCUAAAUAUCCAUUUGAAUUUAUUCCUUGUCCGUUCUAGUAUUGGUCAAGAUUUAAUAAUAAUUUGUUUGGGAUCAUUAUAGUGUAUUAUACAUCAUAGUUUGUAAUAAUGACAUGAACUGACCAGUGCAAGCUAUUAGCUCGAUAUUGAUAUAAGAAUCUUUCGGACUGAAAUUUAGCUAGGCCAAGAUAGACUCCCAGAGUUGACUUCAAUUUGUCUCCAUGUUAUGAGGACAUCUCUGUUGUGUAAUUAUUAUUCAGCAGGAAGCAAUAACAUUUCAGUCAUUUGUCUUCCUUUUGAAAUAACCUUCCACAAUGAUACAUUAUCAUUCAGUAUUAGCUUGGUUAAUUGGUACAGCUGCUAUAAUGUAUCACGUGGUUUUUCCCAACACCCCCAGCUGAGGAAUAAUGAAUCCAUCUUUACGUAGAAAGAUGUGAGGUGUAGUCGAGUCGGCUCAAAUAAUACUGGAAUUAGCCUUAUUUUAGCGGUCUCUGUAAAGCCACUCUGAUAACGCUACAAGCUCUUAUCAAGAAGAUGCCUUUCAUGUCCUGAAACAGUCUCGCUGCCUGCUAGGCAGAGAGCUCUACGGAAUAUAGCUUCCAAAACAAGUGCUCGCUUUCAAGGUCAUCCUGCAGCACAUCAAGGUCGUAUGUAGGAAGUAAUAGGCAUUCUUGACUAGUUAUAUCGUCUAUUAGAGCAAAUAUAAAACCAUUUUUCUUAUCGAGCACUGGUUCUUUCUCUCAUUUCUGUAUCAGAGUUUCAUGCUCUUUAAAUAUCCGUAUAAUAUUCUACAAGCAAGCUAUCUGAGUAAUCUGACAGUCAAAGUUCCUGCCCUGUUUAUCUAACAAUCUAUAUUAUCCGUGCCUGCGCACACUGGGAUGCAUGUAUGUAUGUUGACAUAGCAACAAUUCACUCAGUAAUUCAGAAAAAAAAUGAAAACAAAAUUCACAACACGUAUAGCUUCCUCUUGGUUACAAACUAUGCUGAUGUCGUGGUGAUUCAAAUCCUUAAAACAAAUCGCUCAUUCAACAAAUAUUGUGAUUUCUUAAAGCAUCCAAAUUUCUAAGAAGUUUUAUCUUGUUCAUCAAACAUUUUCUUCUCAUCUGUAGCCAUAAAUACUGCCAAGGUUAUUCCGUAAUGGGUGAGGUGUCAAGAAUUCAAAGUUAAUUUAAAAAUUUGAACCAAAAUAGCUGAACUUAAAACAUACAUAACUGAUCAUCUUGUUCCAAAGUUACUAUUUUGAACAAAAAAAUUAGAAAAUCGCUUUUAAUUUCUGGCAGUUCAGUUUAGUGAACAGCCUUCUCAAUCUUUCUCUUUAAUUCGGUCUGUCGCUCUUUCUUUCCGUAUCUAUCCAGAUCUUUAUCUGUCCGAGAGAUUCUUUCUUGUUGUGGCUGCUAUUUACAGUAAUCCGCUUUUAUGUUUCAUAAAGUUUUAUCUAACUACUUGGACACAUGUGUUCUUUACACUGACCUACAAUGUGCUCUCCAGAAACAGACAGCUUUAUAGGCCGCAUAAUUGUCUGUUUUUAAACAUUUCGGGGUCAGCCUGCAACAUUUUUUUGAAAUGACACCAGUCAUUAUUCUCUUCCGGUUUCACGGAGAGUGUUAUGGUCCUCAUUUUACAUGGGAGUGUGGUGGGAUUCCGAUUCUCUACUGCUUCAGGGGUAAGAUUUCAUGUCUGCUCCGUGGGUGGCGGAAGUCAUUUUUUGGUUGGUCUGCACAUGUAACAAUUGACACUGUGUUACUGCGCAUUUGAUUUUGCUUAUGUAGCAUGUCCCUCUACUCCACAGACCCCUUAUUGCAGCCAGAUGAAAUUUAAGUUCCUUUUACUGUAUCAGCCACUGAUGUUUCUACAAGAUUCCGAGUAGCAGCCUGUAAUAUUUCACUAAGAUCCCCAAGAGACUUACAUGUUUCAAGACAAAUUACCGAUUUGUAGCAUUAGCAAAUUGGACUAAUUAUACAAGGUGCCCUGGGCUCUGUAUGUCAGUUUGAGGUUUACUUCAUUAUUUGAAGUGCUAAUUGUCUGUUUGCAAAAUGAGCAGUAGAUUUGGAUCUUUGGUAAUACGGUAAAGGGGUCCCCUGCACCUUCACACCUCCCUGAGAAUGGCAUGAGAUUAUUACUUCACAAUAACAAUUCUGAUGCAAUUACUGCAGCUGUCAGUUUCUCAAUAAUCAUAUUACAGGCACUUACACCCGGUAGCUGUGUUAAAGGGAUAUUAAAAAGCAAUGUGCUCUCUUCUAUUAAGGAAUGUUCAUAGAAUCUGCUGUCAAGAAAUGUGUAUUGAGAUAUAUUGGAAUUACUACACUUUGUUACAAUCAGUGCGAAACAUUACAAUUAAGUAAGUCUAUAAAGUAUUUUUUAAUUAUAAUUUUUAUAGUGUCAACAUAUUUUGCAGCACUUUACAAUUAUAGAAAAUGUAUAUUUAGAUGUGAAGAAUGCUCUUCUCAAAUGAGCUAGGUGGACAUAUAUUGUUAGGUGUCUAGGCCAGGCAUACCUACUGGUGGGGUGGUCAAAUCAGGAUUUUAACAUAUAAUCCCCACAUUUAGGGCAGUAACAUUACCAAAGCUCUAACCACUGCUCUACAAAGAACACUGAUAUUUGUACCAUUUCCAAAUAUAUCCUGGGUAUUAAAGGGACACUAUAGUCACCAGGUCAACUACAGCUUAAUGUAGUUGUGUUAAUGUCUACUUCCAGUCCCUGCAGAAUUGCAGGUGCUUCCUGGGUCAGUGCUGCUUAGUUUAUCGUCACCACACUCUGCAUGGAGGUGCAGAACGUUAACCCCAGAGAUGCAUUGAUUCAAUACAUCUCUAUGAGGAGAUGCUGAUUGGCACAUGCGCAAUAGCCUCCCAAUGCUUUCCUAUGGGAAAGCAUUGGUUUGGCUGAGAACAUCAAAUGUGAUAAUCUCAGCCAUGGAAGCACAGAGGGAACGGGGCCAGCCGUAAGAAUACUCACACAGUGCAGAAAAAAGGUAAGUCACCAUUUUAACAGGGGGACAAGGGGGAUAGGAACAAAAACGGCUGUUUUAAAUCAAUAGUGUCAGGAAUACACGUUUGUAUUCCUGACACUAUAGUGUUUCUUUAGGCCCAAAUAGUGAUCCUUUAGACCAGGGCAUCCCAACCCAGUCCUCAAGUACCCCCUAACAGUCCAGGAUUUAGGGAUUACCCUGUUGUGUCUAAAGUGUUUUUUUUCCUUCUAAAUCCUGGACCGAUAGGGGGUACUUGAGGACUGGGUUGGGAACCCCUGCAAAUUGCUGUGAAUUAAAAAAAAAAACUAAAAUGCAUAAUCUGCUAGGGCAAACACUGCAGAUUUGGAAACAUUCUCCAACGUAGCUAUUUUGCCUUAAUUUUGCAGUUUGUUUUUUAAUUCACCAACAUUUGGCGUUUAGUAAAUUCAUCCCAAUAAAAAUAAAAAAAAACAGAAAGGAUAAAAGGGAAGAAAGUUGCACUCUUUGCCUUAACGCGCACACUAAAAAUGUACCUGACUUUUAUAUUUUUUUUUAAUGAAAAGGGAAUUUCAAUUGUUGAGUUUUGGUCUAGAAUUUGAAAUUUUCUUUCUUAAAGGAACACUAUAGUCACCUAAACAAUUUUAACCACUAUAGUCACCUAAACAACUUUAGCGUAAUUAAGCAGUUUUAGUGUUUAGAUCAUGCCUCUCAGGUUUCAUUGCUCAAUUCACUGUCAUUUAGGGGUUAAAUCUCUUUGUUUCCGUUUUUGCAGCCCUUGUCACACCUCCCCAGGCUAUGACUGACACAGCCUGCAUGAAAAAAGAAAACUGGUUUUGCUUUCAAUCAGAUGUAAUUUACCUUAAACAAUUUUAUCUUUUGCUCUGUAAAUUGAACUUUAAUCACAUACCGGAGGCUCUUGCAGGGUCUAGCAGAGGAUGAGAAAAUCUAAAUUAAAUAGAACUUGCAAUAAAGGAAGGAUAAACUUUAGAUGACUCUUUACAGGAAGUGUUUAGGAUUGCUGUGCAAGUCACAUGCAGGGAGGUGUGACUAGGGUUCAUAAACAAAGUUAUUUAACUCCAAAAUGUCAGAGGAUUGAGCAGUGAGACAGCAGGGACGUUUUAUAUACACCUAAACUGCUUCAUUAAGCUAAAGUUGUUUUGGUAACUAUAGUGUCCCUUUAAUCUACACAAUUCCUGUUUUUUUGAAUUUACUCCAAAUUGCAGAUAGUAUGCACAAAACAACAGCUGAGCAGGGUAGUUCAAAGCUAGUUCAGCUUAUACAGUGAGCAUUUGUAGUUUUUUGCUUGCUAUGGGUUAACCAUUAAGAGGUAAUCACAAAUUAUAGAUCACUUGUUUGCCCCACUAUAGCAAUACAAUCUCCUAAUUUUUAUCUGUUUUGGAACCUUUUGUGCAUUUUUAAAGGAGUUUCCACUGUGAAGCUUUUAAACACGAAUAACUAACCUCUUAUCCUUAGCAUUUUUUGAAUUUUAAAUUGCCAUCUCUCGUAAUCUAAUUUGCAAUGGCAAAGUCAGGAACCAGAUGAAAACAUUUUACAAGGCUCCCUCUUACAGCCUUCCAGCUGGCUGCAUUGCAAAAAAAAUUUUUAUGCAGACUUGAAGGUUGAAUAAAAUAAUUUUGCAUCGUGCCCCGCUGUGUUUCAUUAGUGCACAUUAAAAAAAUUAGUCAUUCUGGUUUCACACAACAAAUAGCAAAUCGUGUUUUAAUAAAACAUGUUCUGGGAUUUUGCAAACAUUCCAGGAUGGAGACAGCGAAUGUAUACAGCUAUAAAAGUAAUACAAUUUUACUCCAUAAAGACAUCUACUUUCCAUAGGAUCUUGGAACAACUUGCAAGACAAAUAUGUCAGAACGUGUAACUCAAAAAUGAAAAAGUCAGUAAAUUAGCCCAUGUAAUGCUUUGCAUUAUUUAAUGAGUGGUAAAUCCAUAUUUUAUAUAUAUAUUAUAGCAAGCAGUUCUAAAUACAUAGUGACUCAUACUUUCAUCAUGCACCAUUGAAUGAAUCCUAGCCAAUAGUUACAUUGUGGCACACUUGGAUUGACAUCAUAUUUUCGUCUACUUAGAAUUUAGUCUCUAACCCCAAAUUAAUUUAUUAUUGAAGUUCCCUUAGCAUAUCUACUUUUUUCAUCUGUGUCUGCAUCAUGUCUUAAAACAUUCAAUAUGCUGCAGGGCUGACCAACACAUAGGGUCCAAGUUCAUAAACUAAGAUUAUAUCUCAUUGUCCAAUGUCCGAAACAUCAAUAUCCUGCACUUCUAAAAAUAACAAAUUCAUUAAAAGGAUGAGAGACCCCAGAUAUUAAAUGAAGUAAUUCAUUAUGGUUUGUUUGUUUGUUUUGUAGAGAAUUGAUGCCAAGGACGUUGGAUGGUCAAAUCACUAUGGAGAAGACUCCCAGCUACUUUGUCACCAAGGAGGCCCCGGCUAGAAUAUCUGCCAUGUCCAAGGAUGCCAAGCUCAUAGUGGUGGUGAGGGACCCUGUAACUAGAGUAAUCUCUGACUAUACACAAACCCUCUCCAAACGGCCAGACAUCCCUUCAUUUGAGAGCUUGACUUUCAAAAACAGGACUACAGGUCUCAUAGACACGUCAUGGAGCGCCAUUCAGAUCGGCAUUUACGCCAAGCACUUGGAGAACUGGUUACUAGAUUUUCCUAUGGGUCAGAUCCUCUUUGUAAGUGGGGAGAGACUCAUAACAGACCCUGCUGGGGAACUUGGACGUGUUCAGGAUUUCCUGGGCCUUAAGAGGAUCAUUACCGACAAACAUUUCUAUUUCAAUAAGACUAAAGGCUUCCCGUGCUUGAAAAAAGCAGAAGGGAGCAGCAAACCUCACUGUUUAGGGAAAACGAAGGGUAGGACCCAUCCCACUAUCAACCCGGAGGUGGUGCAGAGACUGCGAGAAUUCUACAGACCAUUCAAUAUGAAGUUCUACCAAAUGACUGGGCACGACUUUGGCUGGGAUUCUUGAAAAGAGCAAUUAUAAAAAUACGCUUCUAUUUUUUUUACACAUAUGUAUUUGGAAAACAAAUGUUUAGCAAUUGUUGAAAAAGUAUUGUCUUCCCAAAAAUAGAUGUAUUGCAAUCAUCUCCUAACCUCAUUAUACUGGAUUUAUUUUGCUCGAUCUAAUUUUGACACUCAGAUUUUCAAAACGACAAUGGAUGAUUGGACUAAUUCACAUACAAAGGUGAAAAAUCUAUUCAGUAUCAAAAACUGGCCAUAUUUUACCAGUGAUAAUGAGAAAGUUACUGUAUGUUUUUGAAAAAAAAAUAUUUUAGUAAAUGUAUAAGCUACAGCAUCUCUAGACAAAAUAACCCUCCAAAUCUUUGGUCUGUUUUUAAUUUAUUUUUACAGGAAUUAAUAUGAUUGUACCCACCUUUCUCCAGACAGCAACUUCAUGUUCCGUUGACAGUUUCCCAACAUAAUCUUUUGUAACCUUUUUUUCCCAUCUUGUACCAUCCCAGCCACAUGAGAUUUUAAUAGAGCUUGUAAUACAUGGACCACUAUCCCGUUCAGGAAAAUGUAUUACGUUUAUAAUAGAAUGUAAAACAUCAAUUUACUGAACGUUUUUUGUCCUAAAUCAAAUAAACAUUUCAACAUUAAUCCUGAAUGUUUACCUCUAUAUAUUCAUUAUUCAUGUUCAAUAAAUGAAUUAAGGCA